Molecule: messenger RNA, 52752 nt
Organism: Coregonus sp. 'balchen'
Lineage: Eukaryota; Metazoa; Chordata; Actinopteri; Salmoniformes; Salmonidae
Source: the annotation of a GenBank genome assembly
AUGCCAACAGAGCCUGGUCCUGAGUCAGAGGUGAAGAACGCAGCAGAAGUGUCCUCCCAGCAGAAGGGGGAAGCAGCAGGCAUGCAGGACUCUGCAUCAGACGGCAAGAUGGCCAAACAGGUACGUAGGAAAGCACAGGAAGUUCAAUGUGCACCAUAAUUAGGUCCUUGUGUUUUUACUGGUGAGAUCACAUGUUAUCUCGUCCUACAUCAACAGACAUUUACACACAUUCAGUGAUGUCAUAAUUAUAAUGGACAUCAUUCAUUUACUGUAAAUUUCACCUGUGACUAUGUAACGUCCCUAUGUAAAGGACCAGGACUCCAAACUGAUCGACGACCACAGGGAAACAGAUGACGUGUCAGAGAAGAUCACCCCAUGCAAGACCCCCAAGUCCCCCCAGAAGACUUCCAAACGGCCAAAGACUGUUCCCUUCAAGGUCACCCUACUGGACACCUCUGGCUAUGAGGCGGGGAUUGAGGUAAGGAAUCUCCCCCCAGAGCAGUGCCCUGUUUUACAAUUGCAGGCCACAUUUCCAAGUCCUGAGGGGGUUUGAAUGAACCAUUCAAAGUAUUAAUAACAGCAAGAAAUAUUGUUGUAAUUGUAUUAUUUUUGUUUGUGUGGCUUUACCAGCAGAUGCGACUAGUUUCUUUACUUUCGAACGUCAUGUCUUUGUUGUUUUUAUGUUAUGGAGCUGCAGAGUGCAGAUAAGGCCGGUAUAAAGCAGAUGACAGAGAGGGUGUCAUGCUGGGAGCUCUCCAUGGGGCAAGGCCAAUGCAAGGUUACACAUUCUCUGCCACAGAGACACAUUCAAUCAUUAGGAUGAGUGACACAGAGAAAAUAGUGAAGGAAAAGCAGGCUCACUCGCUUACAAUGGCUGUUAUUACAGCUCCAUCCCCAAACAAGACACGUCUUCAUACUGGUAGAGAAUGCUCAGUGUAUUCAGGCUGAAAAUGGGGCAAGAGAAGCACCCUUUGUUGAAGGAGUGAUGUGUGAACUCUUAGAGAUGUUGAAACUUUCUGAUGGUAGCUGGUCCAGAGCAAUGCAUAUGGCUCUAUUUUCCUUCCCUGCAAACGUAUUCUGCACAAUAUGGUCGUUAGAGUGGGAGUCCUGACCCAUUACAUGAAAGUACACUUCAAUUCUGAGUGCUUUUCACACCAUGUUUCAGGGGCUGUUUUGUGAUACAUAACGUAAGUGUCUGCCUGCCUGUAUGUCUGUCUGUCCCUCUAUGUAUGGGAUGGCAGAUGUAAUCAGUCAGUCUCCUCUCCCUGGCUAAUCUGUGCUAGCCUAGCUUUUAGCAAUGCGGGUGUAUUUACAUACACUAGCGUUGCUUUCAAUUGUAUUUGAUUGCACAAAAACAGUCUGGGAGAAGCCAGAAGUUAAAGACAAUUCCAUUUCAGCUUACUGUGCCGGUGGGCAGGACGGUUGGUCAUUUCAUGUGUGUGUUUGUGUGUGUCUCUGAUGCAGUGGCGGCUCCUGAAAAAAUUCUCAGGGGGGGCAAUUUUUCUGAUGAUUUAGGUGACCUACACACAUUUUAAAAAAGAUAUGUCCAGCAACAACAUGAAGACAGGGGCAGCAUAUAAGUCAAUACUGAUAUACACAUUACUUGCUUCAAAAAGGCCUCAUGGUUGAAUUGGAAAUAUGUGCACCUGAGCAUAAUUCACAACAAGCAAGCAGGAGCUUUUGAUAGAGGCUACUGAAAACAUUGAUGCAAGUUAUUGGUAAUAAGACAUUUUUAUAGACUUCCAUAUUCUGCCCUCUUGUAUAGAUUUGUGAAAAUGAACAGUGAUAGACAUUUUGCCUGAAAACAGAAUUUGAAAAUAAUUUCUAGAAAAGGUAAACACAGCUAUCUGUAUGGCUUUGUAAAAAUGAACAACCAUAUUCUGGCCAAUUGUAUAGAUUUGUAAAUAUGAUGAUGUCUCCUUUCAUGCAUACAUUUUCAAAUAAAGCUCUGCUUUGAGAAAGAUCGAAUGAUAUUGUUUAAUCUUACCUUAUGGCCUGCACACUGCUUGUGAAGCUGUCGAGGGCACGUUUGAUGAAGACAGCAUCGAUGUCCUUCUUCUGUAGCUUCUGGUACAGAAUGUCGACGUGGGGCAUGAUUUUGUGAAAAAGCCCCAGGAAAAAAAUAAAAUCUUCUUGCUAUCUAUGUACCUCAGCACAAGCACCAGCUGUGUCUGUGUAGAAACGUCCGUGGUCUCGUCAGCUUGGAUAGCUACGAAGUUCGCCGACUUCACCUCCUCCACAAUAUGUUCCCUCAUGACCGCUAGCAUACACUCCAGUAGCUCGUUUUGAAUGGUCUUUGAUGUGCCCUUGAAAACUUUAGCAUUUUUAAGAUGGUCAUCAAACACCUCAUCUAAUUGUGCCACAAAGUUGACAAGUCCAAGAAAAAUAGCAGGGUUGGUGGAGCCCUCAGUUUCAUCUUUGCCUCGCAAAGCUAACUCAAACACUCCGCAAAACUUCACACACUGGAUUAGCCGGCUGAGGAUGUGGCGGUUCUUGCUAACCUCAUCGUUGUGGCGGCGGACAGCUAGCCUGUAUCCCUCAUCCAGUUGAGUGGCAAUGUUCACUCUCCCCAAAGCAGACAAUCUCAAACAGCUAUCCAUGUGGGUCUUUGACAGCUCAUGUUUCUUAAUCUUUUCUGAAAGAUGGUGCAUGUCCGUUACACCAGUCGCUGUCCAAGCGGUGCUGUCUGCCGUGCCGCCUUCAGGGUGAAAGAGUAAGCAGGGGUAGCAGAAGACUGCAUUAGCUACAUCGCAGCCUGCUAGCCAGGUUUUUCGUUCGUACCAAUUUUUGGAAAAUCCUCGGGUGUAGGACUUUCCCCCUUUAGUAGAAACCUGUUGAAUUAUUAAAUUUGGUCUGGGAGGUCCUAAUUGUUUCGUUGCCAAUUUAUCUUGAUUUGUUCGCCGACAAAAAUGAACUUCUUUCAAAGAGACAAUCGAGUUGCACUGAACGCUAGCCAUCUUCACAGUAGUACGUGAAUUGAUUGACGCUGCUACCCGCUCUUUUCUUAGUUAUGUUCAUGGUUAUGUUACGUAUGACGAAAGCGCGUAAGUGCAAGCCCUCCCGGAACCCAUAGAGAUUGUAUUGAAAGCUCUGAUAUUUGAAAAAAAAAAGAUUUUACAUGAGAGUCUGAGAGACUUCUGGGGUGAUUUUCAACCUGACUGAAAUCGCCCCAAAACGGGCGGGGCCAUUUGAAGCACGACUUUAGCCUGAUUGGACAUUUAGUGGCAGAUCAGACGUCUAGAUUAGAACACUGAAAACUACUGUUGCCGUGAUAUAAUUGAUUAGAAAAAAAAUCCCUUCCUUUUCCCGUUUGGCAGUGCGUCGCCCAUAUCGCCCUAAUGAACACACCGCCCCUGCUCUGAUGUAAGAAUCUCAAAAGCAUUGGCCUCGCUUUCACCAACCUUUCUCAAAAGAAAACAUUGCAAAAAUAGUCAUACAAAUACUCUCAAGCCACUCUCAAACCUUUUGUUGCUCUCAACACUGGAAAUAAAACUCCACAUUAUGAUUACCAAAGCCUUUAUGCAAUGAAGUGUAUUUUGCUUCCCGUUGAACUUCCAUUCAUUGCUACAGAAUGAUGUACAAAUCGACCCUCCAUUUUACUCAUCCUAUUGACAUAACAAGCUGCUGCAGUAUAGUGUUUAUCCAAACCCCUUACCUCACUCCCGAACUGCCUCCGACCCCCUUCCUGUGUUUAAUUGGUGGGUUGGAAUGUCAAGCCAGUCUUAUCAAACCUCCUCCAUGCUCCAGGAGUUAAUAAUAAUAGUGUUAAGGAAAGGCAGGGACCACUUUGUGACAACUCUCACUGGAGGAGGUGCCCUAUCCAAGGGUUAAUUAGCCCAUCUUGUCAUGACUGCUUGGCUCUGGCUCCCCAGGGGCUGCAGGGGGAGAGGGGGCCGCACCCUCCCAUACUUCCCUCACCCCUUCCUUCAGCUCACUAGUGCAUACUCUACCAGGCCAUGCAUGAGUGAGCUGCACUGUGUUAUUGUGCAGAAUGGUGCUAUUUUUGGCGCCAUAUGUUUUUUAGAAUACUCUGUGACUCUGACAAUGAUUUUGUUUCUACUCUUUGCCAAUAUUUAAGUGUGUUACUUUCUCCUGUGUUUCUUUUGGGGGAAAACGCUUGUGAUUUGUUGUGAAAGUUCUCAGUGGAGUUGAAAUAAUUGCACUGUGAAAGGGAGUGUCCAUGGAGAAACGCCUCAGUGCCUUAGUCACCGCAUAUUAAGAUCCUAAACCAGAAUGUAUCUUUAUAAUAGCUCAUCGUUAUGCCAUACUGUCCACUCCAUACAGACCCUAAAACCACAUCCAUGUCUUCUCUCUACAAUCUUGCCAUGGGGACUGUGUUGAAUGAGAUGGUGAGAGUUCAUAAGUGUCUCCAGAGUGUUAUCCCACCAUCUUUUCAACCAUAAUGAGCCAAAAGAGACACACUCCCAGGAAAAGUAGCUGCUGCCUUGGCAACAGCUAAUGGGGAUCCUAAUAAAAUACUAAAUACUAAAACUCCUCCCAUCUCUGGCCUUGAGAUAUUAAGGAACAAAUACGAGAGGGAGGGAGCACACAUCUGCACCUGUUUCCCUGGCAACGGCUUGCUCUGUCUCCCUGUCACCGCGGAAACCAGGCUCCAGGGAAAGCGCUGAGCCGUACAGAUGCUCGCUACCCGGAGAGCACCACGCACAGCUCACUAGCUACGUCCUCCAGGGAAAAGUGUGUGUGUGUGUGUGUGUGUGUGUGUGUGUGCAGCAGCACACUCCACCCAUAGUCUGGACUCUGGGAUUGAUAGGCCGGGGUACCGUGUUACUCUGAUGGAGUCGGAGUGAUGUUUUUUACGUGUGAAUGUCUUCUUGAAUUUACACAAUAGUUUCUUCCCCUCUAUUUGUUCAAGUUACAUCAAGGUACUGUAUAUCAUCGCUAGAAUGAUUUGCUAAAGUGCCGUCCCAUCAGUCGUAUCUCUCCUUUGGACAUCUGAGUAACUUGACAACUAACUUUGCACACUUCUUCUGUCUGUCCUUCACAGGAAUGUGACAAGAAGAUGAACCAUUUGGUUUUGGAUAGUGUUGAGUGGCAUUGGAUAUUGCACUGUUUAUUCGGACCGCUUAUCAUGCAGAAAGCAAUCUUCCUACAAUUCAGUGUUCAUUUUCCCUGUCAAGUAUUUGAUCAAUUCUGACUGUAACACAGCACUGAAGGACAGAGCUGUUCUAGCCUGUAGACAGCAACAGAUAGGGAAGCCAUCUUGACACCAGCUGUUAUCUGGUUGGGGAUGAUGUUGGGGAGAGAGACACAUUCUGUUGUGUUGAUUGAUACAUGUGCAGUUACAUGACACUCUAAUACACUUCCAAGAAUACAAAACCAUGCAGUGCCAUAAUGCUUUAAUCAGUGAGGCCAGGUCACAUGGUCAGAAAUCUCCUGAUCCUUGAUUGACCGUUGAUUUGAAUGACACUUUAUUUGUGACACGUGUGUCUGUGUGUUUCUGCAGAAGCACUGCAAAGGACAGGCCCUGCUGGACAAGGUGUGUGAGCACCUCAACCUCCUGGAGAAGGACUACUUUGGCCUGACAUUCAUCGAGGCAGACAGCCAAAAGGUCAGUGCCUUGUCAUGUAGCCUCUGUGACCACUAAUUUACCCCCCACCCCCCUCUCCCCCUCUCUCCCCUUCCCCCUUCUUCUACUCAUUAAAUACUGUCUUCAGAACAAUCACCAUUCCUCUCACCAUAACAACAGAAGACACAGCAGGCUCUGGCAGUAGUGAGUCACUCUAUUAGGAAUUGGAAAUGAAAAUGUGCAUGCUCAGUCAGAUUCAGAUCAACAAGCAAUUUAUAAAAUUGAAGUUAACAUGGUACCCUAAAUGCCUUAGAACACAUUUGAACACUUCAUCAUAGCCUACAUUAGAAAGGCUGAUUAGUGCUCCACUCAUGUCUGUUCUGUUGACCCUCCAAACGGCACUAGGAAGGGUAAUUGGAGUGGAAUGGGUGUAAUUAUGGUUAUUAAGCAACUGGUUAAGAUUUAGCUCUGAGACCAAAUUGAAUGGUCAUGACAGUCAGCCUGUAUUAACUGGUAUUAAGGUUGUUUUGAGGAUGUGUGUGUUUUGGGUGUAUCCUGCCUCUGUACACCUCACCUUCAGGGCAGGUAUGUAAUGGCCCAUUGCGGUGAGUGUGUAAAGAUUUGGCAUGUUGAAAGAGAACGGCCACUAAGGUGAGACAAACACACCUGUCACUAGUAACAGCUUGUAUAGGUCUCAGUAGUUACAGAAUUACAUGUUGUGACCUGAUUUGUCACAAGGGGUUGAGAUUUUGGAGCCAGUUCUGUCUGGAGAAGAGAAAGAAGUAUGUGUGUGUGUGUGUGUGUGUGUGUGUGUGAGAGAGAGGGGCAAACACAGUAAAUGCUGGCCCCCUCUUCAAUACCAGGCUUAUCUGAGGGCAGCUUUUACUGUCUGGGGUCCUCGGUGACUCUAAGCCAAACAAGACAUGAUUGAAAUGUCCUCUUCAAACUCCUCUCUGCCUCUGUUUGAGGAUAUUAUCCCCACACCAUUUGGGGAGAACAUCUAUUGUGUUUAUGAUUGGUUGUGAACUAUGACUGCAGUGCGUCCUGGCAGCAGAACAGUUGUUAUUCCUGCUGGACUGCUCUACAUAGAGGAGACAAAGGAGUAGUGCCUUUUAGUAAUUGAGUGAUCUUUGGCCCAGGCCGACAUCAGAGAGAUUCAGGAGGAUAAUAAAUGACUGCUGUUGAUUAUGGUGCUUAGCACGCUGAUUAAGCACCAGAGGACCUCACUCGGGUUGUGUGUGAGUGAGAGCUUGUUAGUGUUUGUGUGGGUGGAGUUCAGUUUGUUACAUGCAAACCUCAUCAGCCAAGUUGCGUGCGUGAGCAUUGCAAAAUACAUUUACACAUAUAUCUUAUUCAAUAAUUUCACCCACACGAAGUGCUAAAAUAGAAUUUGGUUCUAUUUGAUACAUGCCACACGCUGCAAGUCCCCUCCUUAUUGGAUAUCAGGAAGAUACAAACCCCAUGGAUGCUUGAAAGACAAACGAGGAGAGAUUCAUUAAAGAUCACUAACAAAAAAUUAACUAGGUUUCCCUUUUUAUGUGUGGAUUAAUUGUCGGAGGAGAGGAACACGAUUUUGUAUGACUCUACAAAGAACCAGCUAAAAAGAGGCCAAUUUGCAUGACAGGUAAAAUAACAACCCAAUGUUUAUCUCCCAGGACAAACCAUGCCCCCAGUGUCAGGUCUGGAGCGUGAAGUCACGAGUUCUGCUGGUUGGCUACUGCGUAGCAACCUAGAGGUGCCAAAAGCCCUGGUCUGCCCUAGAAAGCCUAUGUAAAUUACAAUCGCCAGAAUGGCCAAGCAAUGUUUUUUUAGACGCCCGUUUUGGCCUCUAAAAUGUGUUUAUUAUGAUUAAGUUCGAUCCUCACAGUUAAUCAUUUUAAAGUUAUCUACAAAUCGAAAUAUUUAAUAAAAUAGUAAUCCAUUCUGACUACUACAUUUGUCGUCACACAGGACCACUUGCUGACACUGACCAAUCACGGGCUGGCAGGCUACGAGGAGGCUCGCACCCUCAUGCAAGCUCUUUGCAUGCUCUUUGCAUGUGCACCCAGCAGCGUUGGGUUGACUCUCUCUGGCAGGAUGAAAACGACUACAUUGACCAUGAUCCUUUGCGAAUUUUGGUGCCAUUCGGUAAUAUGGCGUGCUUCAAAUUCAAAUAACUGCGCCAUCGUCGUCAGCGGUAUCACUCUCUACUAGCUAAAUGUCCAUGAAUGUUUCAUGUGUGUUUCGACCUGCCCCCAAAUGAUUAAAGUUGUUUCACAGUUGGUUUGAUAUUUUAAACUGAGUGUCUGGUGGGGAUAGACAAAAUCAACAUGCGUGUGUUGCCGGUGUAGUCAGCAUGUUAGUGUGCAUUUGUGCAGGUCUGCCAGUUUUGACUAGUAGCAGGUUAGGAGAAUUAACGUGGCAGGUUAGGAGAAUUAUGUUAAUGUUCGGAAAAAGGUUAGUGUUAGCUAAAAUGCAAAAAUUGUCCCCGAAAGAAUAUUAACAUAUCUAGCUACAACCAGGCCUGACCUGAGAACAGACUUGGUUUCCACUAAUGCGAUGCAGCUAAAUUGGCAGGAACACUUAUGGUUUCCAAAGAUAGAGUUGGAGACUGCUGUGCUGUUUCAACCUUUUCCACUCCUGGUUUCACAGUGAUAGUGGCUGCCAGAAAGACUUUCACAAUUACUCAGCAGCUGAGAUGAGCCACUCAGGCUCAGAAAGCUGGGAAGCUCACUGUCAGUGGUCAGGCACACUGCUUCCUGCGUUAUUAUCCAUGCAAUAGGCGUAUUCACACUUCCUGUUCAACUAAGAGCACAUGAGCAUGGUGUGAUUGCCAAAGAGUAGGCCAUGACCUGAGCGAUUUCAUAAGGGACAUGAGGGUGUGCAUUGAAUGAGAAAGCUUUAUCAACACAAGGCAGGAGGGAGAGUAGCUGUACAAAACCACGCCUCUUGUGGUGAAUGAUGUCAAUGUACAUAUCUGAUGUGAUACGAGCUAGGAUAACUGGCCGGUGGUAAUUUACUGUCAAAAUGGGCUAACAGAUGCUGGGACUGACACUCAUUUCCUCAUGCUGAAAGUCUCAGUGGGGAGGUUCCUCCUGCUUCCUCCCUCUCCUCCUCCUUCCAUUGAACCAUAUGUACAGUAAAGGCUUUCACUAGAAACACCAUCUGCAAUUAGAGCUGUGGAGUGAAUCAGAGUGUGGCAACAGGUUGUGCAUUAGCCACGUCUCUCACAGACGCCUGUGAAUCCUCUCUCUCCUGUCUGUCUUUCAGAAUUGGUUGGACCCCUCCAAGGAGAUCAAGAAGCAGAUGCGCAGUGAGUAUACUUGGCCCACAAGCAGUACGCAGCACAUUGCACCCACACCAUAGACAGAAAACACAUUUAUUAUUCAAAUACUGUUUGUUUGUACAUGGAAUCUGCUAAGUACUUAUGCAGUAGAAUGAGAAGCUGUAGUUCCAUUAAGACAAUAUAAUGAGUUUAUGUUUAAAAUAAGCAUGUUUCUAUGCUGUUGUUGGAGCCUGUUGCCAUAAAUAAAUGUUCUCGGACACUUUUGUUGUGACACAUGUUAUGGUGAUUUGGCUAUGCCAUACAUGUGUCACACACAUCACCUCUGUGAUAGAUGUCCAGUCCACAUGGGCAGUAACCUCAUCACCUCUCCUCUGUCUGUCCUCAGCUGCUCCCUGGCACUUUGCCUUCUCUGUCAAGUUCUACCCUCCAGACCCCUCCCAGCUCACAGAGGACAUCACCAGGUACUGUGGUCCAGCAGGGCAGUGUGAAGAGGCCCCCAUAUCAUUCUCACACUGUAUAUUUUAUUAGAUACACCACUCCGUUCACGAAAAUGGUUCGCUCCUACAGAUAGUGAGUCACAUGGCCUUGGCUUGCUAUAUAAAGCAGGCAGACAAGCAUCGAGGCAUUCAGUUACUGUUCGAUUGAAUGUUAGAAUGGGCAAAACGAGUGACCUAAACGACUUUGAGCGUGGUAUGAUCGUCGGUGCCAGGCACGGCGGUUCCAGUAUCUCAGAAACGGCCAGCCUCCUGGGCUUUUCAUGCACACCAGUGUCUAGGUUUUACAGAGAAUGGUGCGACAGACAAAAAACAUCCAGUCAGCGGCAGUCCUGACCAUAACGACAGUAAUAUCAGAAUAUCACAUUGACACUUUAGCAGUCAAUUAAAGUACUCACAAUCUUUCAGAUUUUACUGAAUAUAGUCCUUUAGCCAAGCCGGUUCUUCUGACUCUGACUAUCCCUUUGAAUAGUCUGUUGUAAGUGCAAGGGCACUUGGGGAUGAGCAGCACCGUUUAAUAGUGUGGCCUGCUCAGGACACAGUGAGAGAUGCAACGCAUUCCAUGUCUUUCCGUCAUCAAGGAAAAAUGUGUUUGGUCCUUUCAUUUGGAUAACUUUGCGUGGCACACUGUAAUUUUGUGCACCCUUUUUGACAUGAAAGGGAAGUUUUAUGCACACAUGAUCUCCCUCUUUGAUGACUGAUCGCCCCCCGUUUGGCGUUCGUGUAGGAUUUAACUUUUUCUUAUGUGGCAUGCCCUCUGGUACGCACGGCAUCGUCGGAGAUGGAGGGACUCUGUAGCGGGAGAAAGUUCAGUUUUGUGUGCAGCGUUCCGUUGUUCAAUAGUAACCAAGGCGUGUGGCAUGAGCUGUCAACCUGUAGUGCAUGAGGAAAAGUUGAACAUAUGGUUUCCAAGGCCUUCCCUCUCGGAUCGCCGUUUGAACCCAGUAUUUUAGAACUGUUUUUGCCAUGGGCCUUCAGGAAGGCUAACAGGCUGGAGAGGCGCGACGUGCGUCUUUGCAGUUUUGUCAUUUGUCCUGACAUAGUUGACAUGUUCUCCUGAGUGGCGCAGUGGUCUAAGGCAAAAAGGUCUAAGGCACUGCAUCGCAGUGCUAACUGUGCCACUAGAUCCUGGUUUGAAUCCAGGCUCUGUCGCAGCCGGCCGCGACCGGGAGACUCAUGGGCGGUGCACAAUUGGCCCAGCGUCGUCCAGGGUAAGGGAGGGAAUGGCCGGCAGGGAUGUAGCUCAGUUGAUAGAGCAUGGCGUUUGCAACGCCAGGGUUGUGGGUUCGAUUCCCACGGGGGGCCAGUAUAAAAAAUAUGUAUUCACUAACUGUAAGUCGCUCUGGAUAAGAGUGUCUGCUAAAUGACUAAAAUGUAAAUGUAAUGUUGAUUUUGUAUGGACGUGUCCAUUCCAGGUCACCAGUAGAGCUCACGUAGCCAUUGUUUUGUUCAGACAACUCCCUGGUGGCUGUCAUGAGGGAGUGAAACCAGUCUGUGACGCAGGGAAAUGGGCACUAGCAGGCGGUUUCGACCAUGGUACACUAAACAGUCUUGUACAGAGAGUUCAUCCCGAAUGGGAAAGUAAGGUACGGGGUCUGGGAGAAAAAAAUAAGAUAAAGAUACCUUAAUAGAAAAUUACUCAAGUGAAAAUGAAAGUCACCCAGUAAAAUACUACUUGAGUAAAAGUCUAAAAGUAUUUGGUUUUAAAUAUACUUAGGUAUCAAAAGUAAAUGUAAUUGCUAAAACAUACUUAAGUAUCAAAAGUUAAAGUUAAAGUAUAAAUCAUUUCAAAUUCCUUAUAUUAAGAAAACCAGAUGGCACUAUUCAUAUUUUUUUAUUUAUUUACGGAUUGCCAGGGGCACACUCCAUCACUCAGACAUAAUUUACAAACGAAGCAUUUGUGUUUAGUGAGUCCGCCAGAUCAGAGACAGUAGGGAUGACUAGGGAUGUUCUCUUGAUAAGUGUGUGAAUUGGACAAUUUUCUUGUCCUGCUAAGCAAUCAAAAUGUAACAAGUACUUUUGGGUGUAAAAAGUAGAUUAUUUAAGUUUUAUGGAGUAAAAGCAGAUUAUUUUCAUUAGGAAUGUAGUAAAAGUAAAAGUAGUCAAAAAUAUAAAUAGUAAAGUAAAGUACAGUACAGAUACCCCAAAAAACGACUUAAGUAGUACUUAAAGUAUUUUUACUUAAGUACUUUACACCACUGCCAAUAUGGUAGUAAAGGCCUGAUGAUCAGUUCAUAGGGUAAAACAUGUACCCCACAGGAACGUUCGCCACCGCUCAACUGACCACACACAGGCAAGCCCAUCCUUUUCUACUAUAGAAUAUUUGCGCUCGGCUGAGGAGAGGGAAUUGGAUGCAAAUGCCACUGUGCAUUCUGUUCCAUCUGGAUGUAUUUCAUUUUACAUUUUAGUCAUUUAGCAGAUGCUCUUAUCCAGAGAGACUUACAGUUAGUGAGUGCAUACAUUUUUUCAUACUGGUCCCCCGUGGGAAACGAACCCACAACCCUGGCGUUGCAAGCGCCAUGCUCUACCAACUGAGCUACACGGGACAUUUGCGUAAGAAACCCACCGGGAGGCAUCGAUUGUCUCAUUCACCAGGUCAGCAUAGACCGCUUUUUUAACAGACAGUGGUAGUCGAUGUAGUUUUUGUUGCACAGGAGUAACGUCAUCUUUGACUUUCACGUGGUGAAUAAACCCUUUUGCACACCCUAGUUUCUGCGCGCUGGGAGUUGCGAGGUGCUGUACCUUAACAGGUGUAGAAGAGGACCGCACAGCACAGUAUUACCAGCGAUAUGCAGAUUCAAGGCCGUAACUAAGUCCAUGCCUAGCAAAGGCGUUCCCUUUUCCACGAUGAAGAAGGAGGCUAUAGUAGUAACUGUAUCAUGCUGGACGUCAGCGGAGAGGCACCCUAACACAGUCUUGUUUAGAGUAGGUAACCAAUUUCACAUCAAAUCAAAAUAAAAUAAAAUACAUUUGUAUUUGCCACAUGCGCCGAAUACAACAGGUGUAGACCUUACAGUGAAAUGCUUACUUACAAGCCCUUAACCAACAAUGCAGUUUUAAGAAAAAUAAGUGUUAAGUAAAAAAAUAAAUAAUAAUAAUAAUUAAAGAGCAGCAGUAAAAUAAAAUAACAGUAGGGAGGCUAGAUACAGGGGUUACUGGUACAGAGUCAAUGUGCUGGCGCACAGGUUAGUCGAGGUAAUUGAGGUAAUAUGUACAUGUGGGUAUGAUCAUCGGUGCCAGGCACGCCGGUUCCAGUAUCUCAGAAACGUGGGUAGAGUUAUUGUGGUGGUGUCAGGGGGCAUUUAUCAAAGUAGCGUAUAUACAAAUGCUUGGGUAGGAUAGAGACUGAGGACCCCGUAUCAACUAACAGUUCAAUGGGGUGAGGAGCAACCUUGGAGUACCGACAGAGACUAUGCAAUGUAUUUUCUCUCUGUUCAAAUCUUGGUCUAGUAUGCAUAAUACUGUAAGCUCCGGUACCUCGACCUCUUGUACAUUUACUUUUUUUAUCGGCACGGCACACCCAUGCGUAAUGACCGGUUUUGUCACAGGCCGUGCAUUAAGCCUUGGCGGCGGGGCAGUCCGUAGCGUUAGCUAAGUGUGUAUUAGAGCCACGCCUGUAACAGCAGCGACCUGACUUUCUUGUAUCAUCAGGUGGAUUGAAGUCGGCACGGGCCUCUCUGUUUAUUCUUCUUUUGGGGCUUUUCUCUCACUGCCUGCACUGGCAUUGGAUUAUUAAUGGACUGAAUGUGGGCUUGGCCACAUUCCACUUGAGUAGCGAGCGCAAUAGCAGUGUGCAGUGUGAGAUUAGCCUGCAGUAAAAGCCUUUCUUUGACACGAGAGCAUGAGGCCUUUUUUAACAAGUUGAUCUCUCAACAUCUCAUCUCCUCUAUCACCGAAGUCACAGUUCACAAGUAACUCUCAGGGCAGCAACGUAAUCUGCUAUGGACUCAUCAGGUCUCUGUGCUCUUUGUUGGAAUUUAUGGCGCUCAACCACGACAUUGAUAGCCGGAAUGAAAUGUUCUUGGAGAGCUGUGACAGCUGUUGCAAACGUAGUACCUGUAUCUGGUAAGGUGUAAAAGAUCCUUUGACCUUCAGUACCAAGGCAAUGUAGCAGCACUGCACGCUUCCUACCAUCUGGCCAGUCAUCUCCUGUAGCAUUGAUAGCCACCAAGUAGUUGUUGAAGAUUUUCAACCACAUGGCCAAUGGCAUUGUAGGUUGACCAGGGAAGAGCAGGAACGGAGUAGGUGAUGAUGCUAAUGCUGCUGCCAUCCUCGUCGCCAAUCUUGUCGUUUAGUAGGCUCAGCAACAUGAGGACACGAUGGGUAUAAUUAAUUAAGGGUACGUUUACUCAGCAAGCUUAGCACUCCAUCACAGCAUACAUCAUCAGCACAUGCAUACUCUUCUUCUCCCUAUCUGAAAUCCUGUUCUCAUUGUACUUCCGUUCUGUGUCAGAAUAGGUAGAAUAAAAUACCUGUAUGUCUCUAGUGGUACACUUGGGUAGUGCAGCAGAACACAACACAGCUAAAAACAAGAAGAAGUGGCUCCAGUGGGCACUCGAUCACCAACACUGAACAAUUGACGAAUCCCGGUUCCUGUUGCGUAAUGCUGAUGGCAGAGUCAGGAUUUGGCGUAAGCAGCAAGCAGCAUGAGUCCAUGGCCUCAUCCUGCCUGGUGUCAACGGUAAAGGCUGGUGGUGGUGGUGUAAUGGUGUGGGGAAUGUUGUCCUGGCACACGUUAGGUCCCUUAUAUAAUAUAUAAUAUAAUAUGCCAUUUAGCAGACGCUUUUAUCCAAAGCGACUUACAGUCAUGCGUGCAUACAUAUUUUGUGUAUGGGUGGUCCUGGGGAUCGAACCCACUACCUUGGCGUUACAAGCGCCGUGCUCUACCAGCUGAGCUACAGAGGUCCCUUGAUACCAAUUGAGCAACGUUUGAAUGGCACACCUUGUAGAGUCCAUUCCCCGAAGAAUUCAGGCUGUUCUGGGGGCAAAGCGGGAUCCGACCCGGUACUAGAUGGAUGUACCUAAUAAACUGGCCACUGUGUGUAUAUAGGGCCCUAUAAAAUCUGCGAUGUGGACUGAAUCACGGAAUCCAGAUAAUAAAAUGGAAGGUAACACUUUAUUUGGAUAGUCCAUCUGUAGAUGCUCUACAGACUAUCAGUAACAUUUCAAUGAACUAUCUUUUAACCUUAACCCUUAUCCUAACCCUAAACUUAACCCUUACCCUAACCCUUAUUCUAAACAUCAAUCAAUGAAAUUGUAUUUGUCACAUGCACCGAAUACAACAGAAAUGCUUACGUACGAGCCCUUUCCCAACAAUGCAGAGUUAAAAAGUAAGAACACUUGCAAAAAAUAAUAAUAAUUAGUAACACAAUAAAUAACUAUAAUAAGGCUAUAUUCAAGGAGUACCAGUACCGAGUCAAUGUGCAGGGGUACAAGGUAGUUGAGGUAAUAUGUACAUGUAGGCAGGGGUAAAAGUGACUAGGCAAUCAGGAUAGAUAAACAGAGUAGCAGCAGCUUAUGUGAAGAGUGUGAAAGUGUGGCGUCAGUAUGCAUGUGUGUAUGAGCGUCUGUCUGUGUGUGUUGGAGUGACAUUGUAAGUAUGUGUGUGUGUGGGUAGAGUCCAGUGAGUGUGCAUAGAGUCAGUGCAAAAUAGUCUGUGUAGCCAUUUGAUUAACUGUUCAGCAGUCUUAUGGAUUAGGGUAGAAACUGUUCAGGAGCCUAAACAUUGCCCUGAAUCUAGCCGUAACAUUAGCAAGCAGUUGCUUAUCAACAGAUAGUCAGUUGCUUAUCAACAGAUAGUCAGUUGCUUAUAAACAGAUAGUUUGUUGAUAGUAUGACCAUCUGACCAAAUAAAGUGUGACCAAACAGAAUUCAACAAUAUUCAAAAAAGUUAUUGCACUUAGUAGGGAAUCAACUAAAUGUAUUGAAAAGUAAUUAAUUAGCCUAAGUUUAUCAUAAGACAUGAACAGAAUGCAUCUGUGAUUCGUAUUUCAUGCGACUUUCUGAAGAAACAUCGAGAAUUCCCUGUCUGUGUAUGUGCAGUGCGAGUGUCUACCACUUUGUGUAGCCGUUAGCGAUGAUGCUAAUGAAAAGUCUUCUGGUAGAUGGAAAGGCUUUCCCAAAAACCUUCUCAAUUAAAUGUUAACUACAAAGUAGCCUAUGCUUACCUGGCAGAAUGAUAUCAUGAUUAUUUGCAUCAAUCCAGUGGGUAUUUGUUUUGCAAACUCUACGAUCACAUGUGUGCUACAAAAACACCUCUAAACAACAGCUUCUUGCUUCUGGAAUUAACACCCAAAAAUCAAAAUCAAAUAAAAAAUCCCAAGCUCAAACGUUGUCUCCUGAUGUGGUUUAAGCAUUUUUGUAGACUUAGAACAUCCAAUUUAGUUGUUUUUCCAUUUUUAAAAAAUUUGAUUUUGAGAGGGAAAACCUGAAAAAAUGGGGGGAAACAGAAACCUGGAAAAAAACAACGGAGAAAAUGAAAUUUGGGAAGAAACGGAUUCAGGCUACUAAUAAUAGAGAUUUUAUAGGGCCUUAUAUACAGUAUACACACACACAUACAGUUCAUUCGUAAAGUAUUCAGAUCCUUCACUUUUUCCACAUUUUGUUACGUUACAGCCUUAUUCUAAAAUGGAUUAAAAAAAGAAAAUCUCAGCAAUCUACCCCAUAAUGACAAAGCAAAAACAGGUUUUUAGAAAAAAACAGGCAGUGGCUCGGGUGGUUGAUGUCCUUGAUGAUCUUUUUGGCCUUCCUGUGACAUCGGGUGCUGUAGGUGUCUUGGAGGGCCGGUAGUUUGCCCCCGGUAAUGCGUUUGGCAGACCGCACCACCCUCUGGAGAGCUUGUGAGGGUUUUAGGUGCCAAGCCAAAUUUCUUCAGCCUCCUGAGGUUGAAGAGGCUCUGUUGCGCCUUCUUCACCACACUGUCUGCGUGGGUGGACCAUUUCAGUUUGUCGGUGAUGUGUACGCCAAGGAACUUGAAGCUUUCCUCCUUCUCCACUGUGGUCCCGUCGAUGUAGAUAGGGGGGUGCACCCUCUGCUGUUUCCUGAAGUCCACGAUCAUCUCCUUUGUUUUGUUGACCGGUUGUAAGAAAAUAGAAAGCUGUGAAAAUGAAAAAACAGGUUUCUGAUAAGAUUUCAGUUAGGCUUGGAUGCAUUUUAUGUUGUUGAAAUAGGCUACUAUCAGCUUUUAUGAUGCUGAUAAAAAUAGCACCCCAACAGAAGGUAUCUAACUGAGCAUUCGCAUUCUCUCAAGAUGCUGAAAUAAAUAAAUAAUAUUUCUCCACUCCUGUUCCCCAGUGAAAAUGUUGCCUACAUUUGUUGUAUCAUUUUACUGCAAUAAAUUAUUAAUUAUGCAGGAGUUAAUAUUAAGGCUGUGAGAGAGGUUAUAGACCUACAGUCAGUGUUUAGAUUUCAGUUUCCAUUUUAACCCAUCUGAACAGUAAGCUACAGUUCCCUUGAUGUGCCAUAGGCCUAUUUAAAGUCCCCUCUUGUAACUGGGCUGUCAUGUGCCUUUUACUGAGGAGUGGCUUCCGUCUGGCCACUCUACCAUAAAGGCCUGCUUGGUGGAGUGCUGCAGAGAUGGUUGUCCUUCUGGAAGGUUCUUCCAUCUCCACAGAGGAACUAUGGAGCUCUGUCAGAGUGACCAUCGGGUUCUUGGUCACUUUAGGAAUAGUCUUGGUGGUUCCAAACUUCUCCCAUUUUUAAGAAUGAUGGAGGCCACUGUGUUCUUUGGGACCUUCAAUGCUGCAGAAAUGUUUAGGUACCCUUCCCCAGAUCUGUGCCUCGACACAAUCCUGUCUCGGAGCUCUACGGACAAUUCCUUCGACCUCAUGGCUUGGUUUUUUCUCUGACAUGCACUGUCAACUGUGGGACCUUAUAUAGAAGGAGUUUGCUUUUCCAAAUCAUGUCCAAUCAAUUUAAUUUACCACAGGUAGACUCCAGUCAAGUUGUAGAAACAUCUCAAGGAUGAUCAAUGGACACAGGAUGCACCAGAGCUCAAUUUCAAGUCUCAUAGCAAAGGAUUUUGCUUUAUCAUUAUGGGGUAUUGUGUGUAAAUUGAUGAGGAAAAAAUUAAUUUAAUAGAUUUUACAAUAAUGUUGAAAAAGUGAAGGGGUCUGAAUACUUUCCGAAUGCACUGUACAUGGAAGCUCGCAGCACGCAGUCUCUCAUACUUACAGUAUCAGUUUGCACAUUAAAAUAUCACUGUAAAACAACAAACGUUUGUAUUGAAAGACUUUGUACAAUUGUAAUAAUUUACAGUGCACAUUUCACGGCUGUCAAAUAAUUCCAAAUCCCACUCUAUUUAGAAGGAUUAGCUACAUUCGGAAUUCCACUGACCGUUAUGGAUUAACUCCUCAACCUUCUUGUUGGAGCUUGCCUUUGGCGAGGCCUUUUUUAACAUCUCCCUCUCCCUCAUAGAUACUACCUGUGUCUGCAGCUGAGAGAUGACAUGUUGUCAGGUCGUCUGCCCUGUUCCUUCGUGACCCAUGCCCUGCUGGGUUCCUACGCUGUGCAGGCCGAGCUGGGAGACUAUGACACCGACGACCAUGGCCCCGACUACGUCAGCGACUUCCGCUUCGCACCUAAUCAGACGCGAGAGCUGGAGGAGAGGGUCAUGGAGCUCCAUCGGAACUACAGGUAGUAGUUAUGGUUAUGGCCAAGAGUAUAAUCUGACCACCAGAAAAUGAUAGGGCCAUGACAAGGGUCUGGUAGGUUUUCCUGGCCAGGUCACAUGAUCAGAAAAACCUCUAGACCCAGUCAGGUUUAUUUCAGUUGCAUAUUUGUAGUAAAUACAUAUCUCCAUCUCUCAUUCAUAUGGAACCAUUGGAGCCUGCUGAUGAACCUUUGCUCAGACAGUGUCCAACAACACACCAUACAUAUGUUGACAAAUGCCACCACAUUGCCCUGGCAUCUGUCAUGGCUGUCUACAUGGAGGCCUUGCCAACACUGUCAAUACUUCCCCAGUCUCAGGGUCUCCCCCAUCCCUUUCCUGGCAUGGCCCCAGUGCUUGACUCUUGGCCAAGGAGUUAUGGUAGAAAGGUGGAGGGAGAGACAUGGGAUUGGAAAUAUCACUCAUACCAUUUGAAUAUUCAAUUGGUUCUCCUGUGUGAAUUGCAUUUUUGGUUUCAGGGGUAUGACUCCAGCUGAUGCAGAAAUCAACUUCCUGGAAAAUGCUAAGAAGCUAUCCAUGUAUGGGGUGGACCUUCAUCAUGCCAAGGUAUGCUGUUACAUAUUACAUUUUGUGAGUCUAUGUUUCUAUGUGACUGUGCAGGAUUAUUUAUUUUACCUUAUACACCAACAUAUUACUUUAUUACUUGAAUGUUUCCUCUCCUUCCCUCUCUUCUUCCUCUCCUUUCAUCUUCCUCUCCUCUGCCAUGCUGGUCCUUGGCUGCUCCAGGAUUCAGAAGGGAUUGACAUCAUGCUGGGCGUGUGUGCCAACGGGCUCCUGAUCUACCGCGACCGCCUGAGGAUCAAUCGCUUCGCCUGGCCAAAGAUCCUUAAGAUCUCCUACAAGAGGAGCAACUUCUACAUCAAGAUCCGGCCUGGGGAGGUAAACUGAACCAAGUUAGAGUGGCUGCUCUGUACAUUCUUAGAAAAAAGGGUUCCUGAAGGGUUCUUCGGCUGUCACCGUAGAGAACCCUUUUUGGUUCCAGUUAGAAAGGGUUCUACAUGGAACAUAAAACGGUUCUACUUGGAACCAACAAGAGUUCUUCAAAGUGUUAUCCUAUGGGGACAGCCGAAGAGGUUCUAGGUAGCACCUUUUUUUCUAAGAGUGUAGAUGAGGUGUUACCCCCUUACAAAAUGAACAUGAGACAUUAACAUUUAUGCAGUAUGCACCCUAUCAUUUCUGUUAUAACUGGAACUACGUCCAGCUAAAGAUUGUGAGGAAACGAAUGUGUGGUCAGUUCGACUGACCAGAGAACUGGAAAAUAUUCCCCCCCCCAAUUUUGCUGCUCCACAGGCUUAGAAUCUAUAGCCUGCCUCUCUCUCCCAGUCCCUUUUCAGUUCUUGCUGCGCUGCAGCCACAACCUCUGCAGCCUACUGAGCUUAGCCCCAGCCCAGCAGCUCAGCCCAGUGUGCCAGGCUGUCUGGCCAGGGCUGCUAAAGUGACAGAGCCCCACAAUGAGCCUGUGGAAGAGCAGGAUAAAGACAUGUAGCACUGCCAGUGCAGCUGCAGCAGCACCCAGAAUAGAGGGAUGAAAAGUCUAAAUAUAGUCAUGAAAAUUGAAAUGCUACCCUCAUGUUUGUCUCCACUGUUUGAAAAUGGUCGUUUCUUAGCCAUUUGGCUCAGUGCAGGAAUCUGUCUGGUGGUCACAGGGCUGGAAUUUCAGGGAGAACAGAUUACUAGUGUGCAUACUUGGGAGUUUUAACCUUGCUUGUCAGCCAUUUGGCUUUGGAACAGGUGUCUGUGGGUUUACAGGAGUGAACAGUUUCACACUGUGUCUGUUUGCUUAGAGCUUGUUUCAUCUUCUGAGUGACAAGCAGGCCGAUUCAACAAAUCUAUCUGAACAGCAUAUAACUUCAAAUUGUGACAGUUUGGAAUAUGAAAUAAAGUGCUGAUGCAUUACAAGGUUGUUUUUAAGAACGUAUCAUGUCAUUCAAAACUGCAUUCACUCCCUCAUACACUGCAUUCAUGCAGUAAAUGUAACCACAAGAAACACCUGCUCCUCUCUCUUUCCCCUCCCUCCCUUCCUUUCUGUCUCCCCCUCUCCCUCUAUCUCCCUCUCGUGAACCAGUACGAGCAGUUUGAGAGCACUAUUGGCUUCAAGCUUCCCAACCACCGGGCGGCUAAGAGACUAUGGAAGGUCUGCAUCGAGCACCACACCUUCUUCAGGUAAGAGCAACUUCAGGUAUCUAAUCCCCUCUGUAAGUCGCUCUGGAUAAGAGCGUCUGCUAAAUUACUAAAAUGUAAAUGUAAAUGUAGUAGCACUCUUGUACCUCUCUUAUGUUACCCCAUGCAAGCCAUUUCUCCUUAAGUCCGCUUGAUCUUUAGGCAGCCAAAUAUAACCAAACACCACUCACUUCAAGCCUGUUCACAUCUCUCUAUAGCAUUUUCCCAUCCGCUUCCAGCACCUUCUAUCCCACUGUUGGGGAAGCUCAGGAGUGAUUAUAGCACAGCUUUGAUCAGGGCUCUCUCUCCCUGUAGGCACCAUCCCCAUCCACAGCAACAUUUUGUUUCACAGCAGCCAGCACUAGACUGAGGCUGAAGGUGUUUCCCUCUCUGUUUUGUGUCUUCCUCUUCAUGUUACGACUUGUGUCUCUGGUGUUUCUCUGCCCAUGCUGCCUCAGGUUUUGAGGAAUUCACUGUAAGAGGAAUAUGCAACCAUGUAGUAAAGAGCAAUGUUUUCAAGCAGGUGCUGCUGCUCUAACAUGAGUCCAAUGUUCUCAGCAUUUUACAAAGCCAUUUACUACAUCCAGUAAUUACUCUCAUACUUACAUCUGGUAUUUCUCUCAAUUGUUUUGCUGUAAAGCAAGGAUGGUGAAUUUCUCUUUCACCAGUAUUUUUAAGUUAACCCUUGUUAUUUUUCUACUGUUGCAACCAAAAUACCAUGCAAUCAGACAAUAAAGAUGUUCCUGAAUCUUGAUUCUCCAGGUUAGUCUCCAGAAUUAGGGCUGAUGAAUUCCUCUCUGUCUGUGGACUAUAACACCUCCAGGUUAGUGUCUCCAGAGCCUCCUCCUAAGGGCUUCCUGGUGAUGGGCUCUAAGUUCCGCUACAGUGGGCGAACCCAGGCCCAGACCCGGCAGGCCAGCGCCCUUAUAGACCGGCCCGCGCCACACUUUGAACGCUCCACCAGCAAGAGGUACCUGCUGUCCCGCAGUCUGGAUGGAGGUAAGUACCAUGGUUGUGUUCCUCAAUGGCUACUCACACAAGGGACAAUUGUUCAAAGUGAAUUAUAGUAUGAUAUAUCAGUGGCUAUGGGAUAUUUUUUCAUACCUGAAGACAUAGCCUUAAGGUUUAGAUGCGGCUAUGUAUGUACACUACGGGUCAAAAGUUUUAGAACACCUACUCAUUCAAGGGUUUUUCUUUAUUUGUACUAUUUUCUACAUUGUAGAAUAAUAGUGAAGACAUCAAAACUAUGAAAUAACACAUAUGGAAUCAUGUAGUAACCAAAAAGUGUUAAACAAAUCAAAAUAUUUGAGAUUCUUCAAAUAGCCACCCUUUGCCUUGAUGACAGCUAUGCACACUCUUGGCAUUCUCUCAACCAGCUUCACCUGGAAUGCUUUUCCAACAGUCUUGAAUGAGUUCCCAUAUAUGCUGAGCACUUGUUGGCUGCUUUUCCUUCACUCUGCGGUCCAACUCAUCCCAAACCAUCUCAAUUUGGUUGAGGUCGAGGGAUUGUGGAGGCCAGGUCAUCUGAUGCAGCACUCCAUCACUUGGUAAAAUAGCCCUUACACCGCCUGGAGGUGUGUUGGGUCAUUGUCCUGUUGAAAAAUAAAUUAUAGUCCCACUAAGCCCAAACCAGAUGGGAUGGCGUAUCGCUACAGAAUGCUGUGGUACGCAUGCUGGUUAAGUGUGCUUUGAAUUCGAAAUAAAUCACAGACAGUGUCACCAGCAAAGCACCCCCACACCAUAACACCUCCUCCUCCAUGCUUUACGGUGGGAAAUACACAUUCAGAGAUAAUCCGUUCACCCACACCGCGUCUCACAAAGACACGGCGGUUGGAACCAAAAAUCUCAAAUUUGGGCUCCAGACCAAAGGACAAAUUUCCACCGGUCUAAUGUCCAUUGCUAGUGUUUCUUGGCCCAAGCAAGUCGCGUCUUCUUAAUGGAGUCCUUUAGUAGUGGUUCUUUGCAGCAAGUCGACCAUGAAGGCCUGAUUCACACAGUCUCCUCUGAACAGUGAGAUGUGUCUGUUACUUGAACUCUGUGAAGCAUUUAUUUGGGCUGCAAUUUAUGAGGCUGGUAAUGAAAAGAGAAAUGUAGAAAAGAGUAAAAAUAAAGAAAAACCCUUGAAUGAGUAGGUGUUCUAAAAAUGCUGGAUUGUUCCCCCAUAAUAAAACAGUCCUACUGUGCCUUUGUCUAACCAGCAGAGUUCUCCCGGCCAGUGUCGGCCAUGUGUGAGAACCAGGAUGGUCUGUCCCGGCGCAGCGUCAGUGAACACCCCCACCUCCACAGCCCCUCUGGGGACGAACAGGAGACUGAACUGGAACCACCCAGUCUUGAGCAGGACAAUGAGGAGGAGGAGGAUGAGGAACGGGAUCCUAAGGAAGACCAGGACCAAGAUGAGGAUGGUGUCACCACCCCCUGCAAGAAGAAGGAGAUCAAGGUACUGUUAGGCAGAUGGGAGUAAGGAUUGAUACAUGACUUGGACUUAUGAUACUGCGGUUGUCAUAUCUGGUUCAGAGGGUAAAUAGCCCAACCUAGCAUGGUUGACAGACCUGUAUGUGCUUUAGCCAACUCUUCUAACAUUCCUUAGGCUACAUGACAUAGGAGUUGGAUAAAGCACAAACAGAUCUGUGGACCCAGGCUCAGCCUAAUUGUUUCUCAGAAUCACACAUUCUACAUUUGAUGGUAAGUGUCCCCACUUGCAUUGCAGGAAAGUUCUCCUGCAACAGGGUGAUCAAAUUAAGAUCCUACAUCUGUAUGGCAGUUUAGAGAGUCACACUGCUUGUGUGGAGAUUAUGUUUUUGUCAGGGUGGAUCUGUAUGUCUCAAUGCAGAUGGUAGUGACUGCAGGGGUGCAGGAGUGUACCGCUGGAACUUUCUCUGCUGGGGUUUAAAGCUAAAGAUAUGUCAGAACUAACUCUGCUCCCUCUCUGCCACUCAGUGGCUUAUAUGCUAACCAGUAUGGCUCACUAUCCCCACUAACAGCUAUAUCGAACCUUCACUUCUCUCUCAUAAUGUCAAGCCAACCUCUCCUGUUGCUGUUCUUCUCUGCUCUCUCUCCCUGUCAUUCACUAACAUGCUCUCUCUCUUUAACCCUCUCUGGCAAAAGGAGGAUGCUGGGUCCCCACUUGACAAUAUACAAGAGGUAUUUGGUGUCUGGUGCCCUGUCUGUCUCUCUGUCAGUCUGUCUGUCAGUCUGUGAGAUGGCUCUUUGCCUAUCUGUCUUGUUGUUUAGUAAUCCCACAUAUUCCUGUUAAACUAGCAGUAAUUGACAUACAGUGAAUAAUCAUCUGCACCAUAUUAUAUUUGUUUGCACCCAAAGUAUUACAUUGAAGCUGCAAAGCCUUCAUUUUAUGCUGGUAAUGCAAUAUUUUAUUUCCUUCUAGAAUGAACUACGGUUUUGGUACAGCUGUAUUUUUUGUUGUUAACUAAUGCUUUGGGGGCUGUUUUUUUGUCUACACUUUUUGCAUGAGGUGGUACUCAAAUCAAAUAGACAUGAUGACAAAGUUCCCCAAUGAUCAUUCAACCAUCAGAGCAAGAGCUUAACUAUAAGGAUUUUACAGGCAAUUCAACGUGAAAAUCUUAAGUCAGCCUGCAUGGUUGUGUGUGUGUGUGUUCCUGGUUUGUGCUUGUGGUGUUUGUGUCUACUGCUGUCUGUGUCCAGUCCGGGUUGCUCAGUCUACCUGUCUGUCUGCCUGCCUGACCUCCUUGACUCACCAUCUCUGCUCUUCCUCUCUGUCUCUGCAUCCUCCCCCACUCCCCUUACCCCACCCUACACGCCCCUACCCCUGUCCCUGUCCGUGCUCCUGCCCCAACUCUGCCCUCUCAGUUGGACCAGGAGACAACCCCUCGACACAAGGAGGUACAGCUCAUUGUGCUGAUGAUCUGUCCAGAGUUGGAGUCAGUUCCAGGUCUAUUCCUGUCUGUUCAAUUGGACAUUGCAUUUCUUCAGAAGUUAAAAUCAGUUCCGUAAAUGACUGGAAUUCAGAUGGAAUUGAUUUCAACCAUGGUUCUGUCAUAGUGCUUCGUGACCGACUCAGCUGAACAAGUGGUCUCUACCAAAAUCUCAUGAUACUAUUUGUAGACUAUUGAACAUCAUGGAGCAUUGCAAUGUAUGAAGUCUCUUAGGACUAGGGGAGAAAGUGCACUGAAGCUCAAUUUCCUCUCUAAGUGCCUGCAGCAUUAAUGUAAUGGCCCUGUUGUUGCAUGGAGAUGCAACACAGAUUGCUAUGGAUUGUUAAGGAUACUGAACAACCUUCACUUAAACCAGCCUUCAUGUGAAUUAACAGCAUUAACUUAAGUCAGCCUUCAACUGAUAUGAUGUAUGCAGCUACAGUCAAUGAAAAUGAAUACUAGGCAACAGUAGACUAGCUAGCUAACACGAUUUAUUAGCGCAUUCAGUUGUUUUAAUUUUGUGUUUGUUUCAUCUUAAUAAACAAUGCAAAUAGUUAGAUAAUAAUUUCAUUUGCGUGGGUUUUAAUAGCAUCCCAAAUGCCAUAUUCAUCAGUAGACAGACUACUGAACAGAAUAGCAAUGCAAUCACAGGCCACAAACAAUGCACUUGAUCCAUGCGCUGAAUCGCUAAGUAUUAAGACACAUUAGUUUAAGUCAUUGUGUUGGUGUAUUUUCUUGUGUGCUGCCUGCGAUACUAAUGGCACUUUGAUGUAUUAUUUCAGAUCACGUUCCACUCGUCCAUGCAUAUCAAGUCAUAAUGCAAUUUAAUUGUGUGUCAGUGUGAUUACUACAGUGGUAAUUUAUAUAGAUGUCAUACUAAUGCAUAUUUCUCGCUCCUUCUCUCCCCAUCCUCUCUCAUUCUCAUUCUUUAUCUAUCCCCUUUUAUUCAAUACAGUUUUUAGAUAAGUCGGAGGAUGUCUUAUUGAAGCACCAGGCCAGUAUCAAUGAGCUGAAGAAAGCCCUGAGGGGGCCCAACAGCAAGCUGAUGAAUCGUGAGAAGCGGUUGUCAGGAACGUCCCCAGGCGGCACGCCCGAGAAGAAGGCUGUGAGUGUGGGAUGAGGGUGGUGAGGACCUGCGGUCCACUGGAGCACGGGUGGAGGUUGAGAGUUUCACAACCUCUAACCUAUGUACCAAUUCUCCACUGUAUGCCAUGAAUAUGAAUAUAUCACUGAUAAUGCCUUAAAGCUGCAAUAUGUAACUUUUUGAGCGACCCAACCAAAUUCACAUAGAAAUGUUAGUUAUAGAUCUGUCAUUCUCAGUACAAGCAAGUACUUUCGGUUUUGUACACCAGCUUUAAACAGCUGAACAUACAAUAUUUUUGGUUAUGGAAAAUAUAUUUAGAUGGUACAAUGAUUCUCUACACUAUGCUUGCUUGUUUUGUCACAUAAACUGAAAUUUGGUGAACUAUUAGAAUUUUUGCACCAGGAAAUUGGAGCGAUUUCUGCAUAGUGCAUCUUUAAUACUUCUGUUUAAACUGCCCUAACAUCUGACAGUGAGGCUGUGUAUGACAGACAGCAUUGAAAUUCCAGUCUUGCAGUAAGUUUCGUAGCACCUCUUACAGUUGACUCCCCUAGAACCAAGUAUGCUUGGAGGUCAACACAGGAGAACAUGUUUUUUUCCAUUAUUCAUAAGGAAACAGACAGUACUGUGACAUUGUGUUUGUGUGCUUUUGGAAUAAUGUAAACCUGAAGAUCUGCAGUCUGAUAUGAAACCAAUAACUGUAUUUCUGACCAUUACUUUUGAGGACAAUAAUAUUUAUUGAAGUUAUUGUAAGUGGUUAUUUAUUGUAGAUAGAUAUUGCUGCAGACUCAGACCCAAUCUCUUGGAUAGUGUGAUGGUACUGCUAAAAUAUACUGAACAAAAAUAUAAACGCAACAUGCAACAAUUUCAACAUUUUUACUGAGUUACAGUUCAUAUAAGGAAAUCAGUCAAUUGAAAUAAAUAAAUUAGGCCCUAAUCUAUGGAUUUCACAUGACUGGGCAGAGGCUCAGCCAUGGGUGGGCCUGGGAGAGCAUAGGCCCACCCAGUUGGGAGCCAGGCCCAUGAAAAUGAGUUUUUCCCCACAAAAGAAGCCGGAUGUGGAGGUCCUGGGCUGGCGUGGCUACACUUGGUCUCCGGUUGUGAGGCCGGUUGGACGUACUGCCAAAUUCUCUAAAACGACGUUGGAGAUGCCUUAUAGUAGAGAAAUGAACAUUCAAUUCUCUGGUAACAGCUCUGGUGGGCAUUCCUGCAGUCAGCAUGCCAAUUGCACGCUCCCUCAAAACUUGAGGAAUCUGUGUUGUGUGGCCUUUUAUUGUCCCCAGCACAAGGUUCACAUGUGUAAUGAUCACGCUGUUAAUCAGCUUCUUGAUAUGCCACACCUGUUAGGUGGAUGGAUUAUCUUGGCAAAGGAGAAAUGCUCACUAACAGGGAUGUAAACAAAUUUGUGCACAAAAUUUGAGAGAAAUAAGCUUUUUGUGCAUAUGGAACAUUUCUGGGAUCUUUUAUUUCAGCUCAUGAAACAUGGGACCAACACUUUACAUGUUGCGUUUAUAUUUUUGUUCAGUCUAGACCAUAAGAACACAUUGAAUAAAAAAUUAAUAAUGGAAAUCAUGUCCUGCAUUUAUCAUUAGAGGUGGGUGUUUGUAGCAAUAUAGAAAGGUUUGUGGUCAUACGCACAUCCUUAUAAAAGAAAGUUACGUUUGUAACCACGGUUAUGUGAGCUACAGUUGAAGUCGAAAGUUUACAUGCACCUUAGCCAAAUACAUUUAAACUCAGUUUUUCACAAUUCCUGACAUUUAAUCCUAGUAAAAAUUCCCUAUCUUAGGUCAGUUAGGAUCACCACUUUAUUUUAAGAAUGUGAAAUGUCAGAAUAAUAGUAGAGAGAAUGAUUUAUUUCAGCUUUUAUUUCUUUCAUCACAUUCCCAGUGGGUCAGAAGUUUACAUACACUCAAUUAGUAUUUGGUAACAUUGCCUUUAAAUUGUUUAACUUGGGUCAAACGUUUCGGGUAGCCUUCCACAAGCUUCCCACAAUAAGUUGGGUGAAUUUUGGCCCAUUCCUCCAGACAGAGCUGGUGUAACUGAGUCAGGUUUGUAGGCCUCCUUGCUCGCACACGCUUUUUCAGUUCUGCCCACAAAUUCUCUAUAGGAUUGAGGUCAGGGCUUUGUGAUGGCCACUCCAAUACCUUGACUUUGUUGUCCUUAAGCCAUUUUCCCACAACUUUGGAAGUAUGCUUGGGGUCAUUGUCCAUUUGGAAGACCCAUUUGGGACCAAGCUUCAACUUCCUGACUGAUGUCUUGAGAUGUUGCUUCAAUAUAUCCACAUAAUUUUCCUUCCUCAUGAUGCCAUCUAUUUUGUGAAGUGCACUGGUCCCUCCUGCAGCAAAGCACCCCCACAGCAUGAUGCUGCCACCCCCGUGCUUCACGGUUGGGAUGGUGUUCUUCGGCUUGCAAGAACUCCCUUUUUCCUCCAAACAUAACGAUGGUCAUUAUGGCCAAACAGUUCUAUUUUUGUUUCUUCAGACCAGAGGACAUUUCUCCAAAAAGUACGAUCUUUGUCCCCAUGUGCAGUUGCAAACCAUAGUCUGGCUUUUUUAUGCCGGUUUUGGAGCAGUGGCUUCUUCCUUGCUGCCUUUCAAGUUAUGUCGAUAUAGGACUUGUUUUACUGUGGAUAUAGAUACUUUUGUACCUGUUUCCUCCAGCAUCUUCACAAGGUCCUUUGCUGUUGUUCUGGGAUUGAUUUGCAUGUAACGUGUAUGUAAACUUCUGACCCACUGGAAUUGUGAUACAGUGAAUUAUAAGUGAAAUAAUCUGUCUGUAAACAAUUGUUGGAAAAAUUACUUGUGUCAUGCACAAAGUAGAUGUCCUAACCGACUUGCCAAAACUAUAGUUUGUUAACAAGAAAUGUGUGGAGUGGUUGAAAAACAAGUUUUAAUGACUCCAACCUAAGUGUAUGUAAACUUCCGACUUCAACUGUAUAUGGAUCACUCCAAUAUAUUGGUAUCACUCCGCGGCGGAAGGAUACAUCCGAGGUGAGGAUGUACAUUUUCACCUCGGAUGUAUCCCUCUGCCGCGGAGUGAUACCAAUAUAUUGGAGUGAUCCAUAUAGUGAAACAUAACAUAGGUGCUGGGCUAACAAAGAAUACUAGUAAAGAACUAGAAGGCCCGCACAUUGUUGAAGCCCCCAAUUCACCGUUUUAUUGACAACGUUUCGAUCCGAAACGGAUCUUCGUUUGUUUGUAGCAAUAUCCCAUAUUUCUUUUAUAGAUGGUAGAAAAGUGAUUCUGCAAUAACUUGAAGAGAAGAUGUGCAAAAUCUGGAGAUUUACUGAAUAUGCAAAAUCUGGAGAUUUACUGAAUAUGAAGCCCUAGAGGAACAACCAUCUCGAGCGUCUACCCACCUUGAUUGCCUGACAGUUAAAAAGCUUCCCUUUGUGUAAGAACACAAAAGCCCCUGCCGCUUUGAUCACUUUCACAUUGUGAUUAUACUGUUAAGAUACAGUAAUAAGAUAAUACUCUCCAGUGUAGCUCUGUCAAUGCAGUCUGUUUCCGGGUAUUUAUAUAGUCUACUGACAACUUUUUCUUUUGCUCUCUGAGAACAAUCGGAUUAUAGCCAUAGAGAUUAUCAUCAGACAUCCUCGAGGGCAUGAAAACUACAUCUGUCAUGUACCUACAUAGAUCUGAGGGAGCGAUGCUAUUGUCCUGAUUGAAUAAUGACAAAGUGUGGCCUGAGAAAUCUCUCUAUCCUGGAGGAGUCCAACUCAGAGAGAUUCAGAGGAAAUCAUAAAUCCUUUGAUGUAGUCGCAAAUGUUAUUUUUGCAUUGCAAAUACCUCCUCAACUGGAUAUGUGGAUUUGGCAGCCGCAAUGUGCAUGUUGAAGUUAACUAGGCCCAUGUUGCUUUUUUGCAAUACUCUCGUCAUUUGAUUCAAGAUUAAUCUUGAUUGGCUCAUAGAUUUCAGCUAGGUCUCCCUUGCCCAUUGAAUCAAUAUUUCUUCCUCCUUUCUACCCUUCUCUUUCAUUUUCCCCUUUUGCAUGAAAUUACCAAAAGUUGGAUAGUAUGCUGUGACAAAGGACCAUACAGUUGGGGCUCAUCUAAUAGCUGUUCUCCUCCCUUUCUCUUCUCCCCCCCCCCCCCCACACCUCUCCUGGUGGGUAAUGCUCUGCCCCCCAUAAGGUGGGGGGCAAGAACCAAGUAAACAGCCUCUCUGUAGAGGGCUUCUUCCAGAAGACUUUGGUGACUUCCCCAGAGGUUGCUCUUCACUUCCUCUUCCUCUCUCUUCUAACUUCUACCUCAUAACAUACUGACUGUACUGUAGUUGGCCAUUUAUCUGUAAUGAAACUGUGGUCUGGUACCAUUUUAUAUGCACACUGCACACUCAGCUAGAGCUGAUAUCCCUUGCAUAUUGUUUUAAUCUGACCUGCUGCAGUCAUCGUGUCUGAGAAAAUCUUUAAGAAAUGCAAUAACCAACAUAUACAUUUUGAUGUAAAUGUAACAUUUCGAUGUAUGAUUGCAGCAAUUGAAGCAGAAAUUAUUAGCAGAUUACAGUCUAUGAGCAUGCACCUACAAUCUACACGGAGGACUGUAGAGGUUCUAUUUGUGCUAUAAAAACAAAUGUAUGUACUGUAGCUGUUAAUCUAUGUUACAAUUCAGUUGGCACCUCUAACUGUGUUUAAUCUAUAUCAACAUGUAGGGCUCUGAGGAGUGGGUAUUGAUUGAGAAACAAGACACUUAUCAACAGAACCAUGACUGGAAGGCAGAGGAACAGAACAAAGCUUCCACCUCGUCUCCCCCAUUAGUCCCUGAUUUUUCUUGCGAAAGAAAAGAAGAACUGGAAAAAGAGGUAGAAGGAGCCAAGAUGAUUAAUAUCGAGGCUACAGGGGAGGAUUGGCCAGAAAUGAGAACAGAUAUUGAUAACUUUCCCUCGCCCAAAGCCACAAGGGAAGCCCAUGAUGAAUGUUCUGAACCGCGGCUGACUAGCAACAGCCGGUUCAUGGUGGAAUUAGCUGAAACCACCGAAUCUUCUGAUGCAAAGAAUGACAUAGUCCCAGUCCCAGACCCAUUCUCAACCCAAUCCCCAAUCCCAGCCCCAGUCCCAUUCAGAGACUCUAAGAAGGAUCAUCAACCCAACAGACACAGAAAAAAGAAGAGACCUAAUAGUUUAAACCUGGGAAUGUCGACAGAAUUCAUCUAUGAGAAAGAGGGUGAUGGCUCAAACGGCGAAGAAGACAACGAGGGCUCGGACUGGGAGGAUAGUCCUACAGAGAAGACAAAGGCGGGACUAAUAGAUAUCCCUCAAGACAGUACAACAAGAGAGGAGCCAGAUGACCAGUGUUGGGUGACGAAUGCAGUGAUGAAAGAUGAGGAGAGAUCACCAGAGGCAAAAUGGAAGGAGAAAGGGGUGUCUGCUGCUGUGUAUGAAGAUAACAAGAAGGACUACAUUACAUCAAUGGGAGAAGGUGAGGAGACUCAUGGAAGUGCUGUGGAUGACCCUGCAUGGUGUGAUGGAAAGGACCAGGCUAAGAGCUUCAUCACUGAUGAAGUCCAGCCAGCAGAUGAAGUGCUGGGUUCUGUCAACGGUCCUGGGAAGACAGAAUGGGAUAGUUUUGCAGAACAGGUUAAAGAGUUUGAUCUUAGAGAGAGGAGCAUGACUGACAAUAGAGAACACAUAGCAGAGGUCAAACUGAGGGUGGUCAAGACCCAUGAGAGAAAAGCCAGGAACUCUGGGGGGGAGGAAAUGGAAGGUCUCAUGUCAGAGCUCAGGGGUCAGAGAAGGUCUUUUCAAAGAUUAUCAGGCAGCAGUCAGUCAGAAAUCACCAGGAUCGUUCCUCUCAAACCUGAAAGGUCAAAGAGCUUAGCAUGCAAAGAUGAGCAGGACAAAGGGAGUCCGGAAACUGAGUCUGAGCUGAGUGGAGUUUUUAGAAGAGAGUACAGAUGGUCAGGGGGUUCGUCAGAGGGACCCUCAGACAUCAACCGGAACGACGGACCCACCUUUCAUCCAACAUUCACCCUGCCUACGUCAUUAAUCUCAACCAAUGCUAGUCCAGCAAGACAGACUCACUCCCCGUCCAUGACACACAGAGAAGCCCCACAGGUACAGGGCAGCUUCUGGGGUCUGGAAGGCUUGGCGAGAGUCGAGGCUAAAACUGAAGAGCUGGUCCAGGAACAGAGCAGCACAGCCUGUGACGAACCCUUUCAGGUGGCUAGAGAAGCCAUAGAGAGUCAUCAGCUUCUCAGCUUUAAGACCUCAGCUCCAGCUUCAGCGCUUCCCAGAACAGCUCCUCCUGCCCCUCCAAUGAAAACACGGAAGGCCAGAGAGUCUGGACUCAUACUCCGGAACAUCAACCGCAAUGCUAGCAGGGAGCCAGGCCUGGAUGCAGCCAAGAAGAGACACUCGGUAACUUGACAUCUGCAUUCAGUCAUUUGGAAGCAAAAAGCAUUGCAUGAGCUUCAGACUGACCCGCACACUCCCAUUUUCUUAUUUUCCUGUUUUCAGUGACUUGAAUAUACAUGUAACUUAUACAUGCCUGUAUAUGAAGAAGGGGGUGGAGUGUAACUUAUGACACACUGGUUUUGGCUGCGUCUCAUUGGCUGAUGCAGCCAUCAAUGCAUUUUGUCUGCUAUGAGUUUGGAUCCACCCCAUUUAGCCCCCCUACUCCUCCCUGCCUCCCUUCACCAUUAUGCUUCACAACAAACCUGAAACACAACUGCUUGCAAAUCUGUAGAACUCACUACAGGGCUGUGGUAGAGAUUGUCAAAAAGACAAACACAACUUUUCAUGCUUUGGCUCUUGGCUUCUAUUCCCCCUCUAUUCACAUUUGAACCUUGAUUUUCCUUCCAACUAACCCUCUAGCAAGUAUUUUUCGCAGAGGGUUGCAAGGAAACAAAGGCUCUUGCAUAUUGCCAUGGCUCUGAGGUUUUUUACACUUCUCCAUGCUGUUUCCAAGCUGAAAUGUGGAGGAAGGCAUGGACUUCAGACAUGGUUUCAUACAUGUUUUACAGCUCAAUUGACUGUGACAGGAACUGUAUGAGAAAAUGAGAGAAAUAUGUCAUUAUCACCCAUAAAGGCACUCUAUGCUACAUAUACUGUACAGUAUGCUCAUCAGUCACAUCUCGGCCAUUAAUCUCCUGACCUCAAAGACACUUUUUAAAGAAAAUGACAAAUGAUACCCGCUCAGUAGUUUGCAUAAUGUCAUGUAAAUAGUUUAUUGUGAUUUGACAACUUCAUUAACAUGAAAAUGAAUAACAGGAACAUUAAGCUAAAUGUAGCUAACGGUACCUUAUUGGGUAAUGAUUAUUUAUAAACCAGAUCAAAUGCUUUACAAGGAUCAUACAUUGGAUGCUAUAUGCAUUCUUGUAAAGCAAAGAACCCACCCAGACUGUGAAAAAGAAGGGCAGGCAACAUGCCAUCCAGCAGCAAUACCCAGGCUGCUGUACUGUAGCUACACAGACAGACUAGCUUUCAGAAAGAGAGUCACCACUUUCAUUUCACAGUUGGUGUCAUUAGGAGCUUACACAUAUUUGGCAGUGGAAUGAAAAUCAUUUGAAAUCAGGCCUGGGAUCUAACAGCUUAAAUCAUUCAUCUGAUUCUAGGCCCAGGACACAUUGGCACGAUCAGGCAUGGAACGAGGUGUGAGAUCACUUUGUAAGCUGCCUCACCCAAAAACUGACAAACAGCAUGUGAGAGCACCAGUGGUUCUGUAUACUGGGUGUGCAAAAACAGAAUGGGCUUCCAAGCAUGUUAUAAAAGCCUGCUUAUUUUGACAUCCAAAACUGCCUUUGAUGUCAUUGAAACCAAACAUUAUUCUUUGGCCAUUUGAACAUUUGAGCCCCUUGAAAUUCAGUCUGCGUGGUUUGCAUUCUAUGAUUCUGUCGUUGGCCAAUGAUUGACUGUUGUCAUGCUGCUACGGCUGCUCUAUACUAUCAAAUCUUACAACCUGUCCAUAGUACAUUCUGUACGACACUAGUUUAUACUAAUUCCAAGUAGGACAACUGGCUUUACAUGGUGGGUUCAUUUCUCUUGUCCAAGCUGGUGGUAAGCUUACUUGUUUUUUGUACUCACAAAUAGAUGGAAGGGGGAACUGCCCUACUAUGUUAGAAACGUGCUGUUCUGUUGUUCUAAUGGAUGGUUAGUAGAGACCCAGUCUCUCUACUGAUGUCUAGUAGUCUACUGAUGUCUCUCCAGCUUGGACUAACCUCUGGCUGCUCUCCUUCUUCCCCUGCUUUCCCUCUGCAGGAGCCUCUCUCCACUCUUGCCAUUUAUGAAGAUACAGUAGAUGAUGCCAAGGUCACUUUACAUUUAGAAUUUAACCACAUGCCUCACCAUUUUCCCAUUUAUGUUCUCUCUUGUGGUAGUUUAGUCCCUCACUCCCCAUUUUCUCCCUCACUGUCACCCAUGGGUAACUCUGUCAUAUGGGCAGCAUACAUAGAGGCUGAACCCUGACUAUGGCACAGGCGUUUACCUUCCACUACGUUGAAAGUAAUUUCCUCUGUGUAAGACUGUAUCUCCUCUCUUCUCCAUAUAUAUGAUGUAGCAAAUUGCAUGCCUGGAGAAGAUUUUUAUGAUCGGUUUUUAUGAUAAUAUAGGCAUGUAUAAUAUGUAUCAGGGCCUCGAGGAAAGAUCCUACAUGAAUACUUAUACAUACCUCCAGGCCAGGACAUAUUCCCUUCUAGAGGAUCAUUCAUCCACUGUCAUCUCAUCAUCAUCAUUAUCAUCAUAACCAACAUCCCCUCUCUCAUGGUCACUCCCUGCCCUGAGCUGCCGCCAGACUGGCCUUAUGUUGUGAUUCUGUUGUGGCGGCCAUCUUUCUGUAACCCCCUCUCUCACCCAGAGGGAACAUUGGGAGAGGAGGCCUCGGCCGGGCUCCACCUCGGAGGAAGACCACGAGCGUGACACGGUGGUCUUCAUGAAAGAGACCCACCUGGGUAUCGAGAGGAAGUGCUCCAGCAUGACGGUCAGCUCCACGUCCAGCCUGGAGGCCGAGGUGGACUUCACCGUCGUCAUGGACCUCCACACGGGCGUGGAGGAGUUCUCCAAGGGCCUGUCUGAGCUGGGGGAGAGGGAGCGGUUGCCCGAAGUGGGCCGGGAUGACUUUGAGGAGACCUCCAGGUUCUAUUCGGCCCAUCUCAUGGGCUCCCAUGACAUGUCCCCUGUAGAGGAGAUGCCCCCUGAGGAACGUGUGCGCCAUGAGGUAGACAUAGAGAUAAUGUACCCCAUCCCUGAUCCUUGCCACUCCCCAUCUCCUCCUUCCUGCUUCUGAGAACGAAUCUGCCCUGCUAGGAAUGCCUGCCCUUAAAGGGAUAAUUGAUUAUUUUGUCAAUGAAGCCCUUUAUCUACUUCCCUAGAGUCCGAUGGACUCGUGGAUGCCAUUUUUAUUUAUGCAUGCAGUUUGAGGGAAGUUGUUAACUAGCGUUAGUGAAAUGACUGGAAGUCUAUGGUAACUGCUAGCAUGCUAGUAGAUACCAUCGAUUUCCAGUCAUUGCGCUUACGCUAGUUAGCGUUGGCUCGCGAAACUACCUCUAACUUCCUUCAUACUAGAUGCAGAGACAUAAAAAUGGUAUCCAUGAGUUCAUCUGACUCUGGGGAAGUAGAUAAAUUCAUUGCCAAAAUUCUGAAGUAUCCCUUUAAUGAAAUCACCAGUCACCUUUUUUGUUGAAACAUUUUCAGUUACCAUUUGGGUUCUUUUUUUGUUGAUGUUUUAAUUUUAUGUUUACAUGUAAUACAAUUAAUUGUAAUAUAUUAUUGCUUCAUCCUUUGAUUUUUUUGUUUAUUUAUUUUCCUAUGGUUUAUCCAUUUGCUUUUUUCUUUGUUUCAGAUUAUUGUGAAAUGUGUAUGUUUCCUUGUAUUUUCCCUUCCAUUGUCAAUCAUACUUGCUUUACUAAAUGUUUGGUCUGAAAUGAUCACCAAUUGAUACUGUAGUGUAUGACUAUACUUGUAUUGUUUCAUUGUCUGUUUGAACAGUAUUGUAUUGUAGUUGACCUAAGGAUAAGCAGUACCAUGUCAAGGCCACAGCAUGUACAAGACCAGUCAAAAGUUUGGACACAUCUACUCAUUCAAGGGUUUUUCUUUAUUUUUACUAUUUUCUACAUUGUAGAAUAAUAGUGAAGACAUCAAAACUAUGAAAUAACACAUAUAUUUUAUAUUUGAGAUUCUUCAAAGUAGCCACCCUUUGCCUUGAUGACAGCUUUGCACAUUCUUGGCAUUCUCUCAACCAGCAUCAUGAGGUAGUCACCUGGAAUGCAUUUCAAUUAACAGGUGUUCCUUGUUAAAAGUUAAUUUGUGGAAUUUCUUUCCUUCUUAAUGCGUUUGCACCAAUCAGUUGUGUUGUUACAAGGUAGGGGUGGUAUACAGAAGAUAGCCCUAUUUGGUAAAAGACCAAGUCCAUAUUAUGGCAAGAACAGCUCAAAUAAGCAAAGAGAAAUGACAGUCCAUCAUUACUUUAAGACAUGAAUGUCAGUCAAUCCGGAAAAUUUCAAGAACUUUGAAAGUUUCUUCAAGUGCAGUCACAAAAACCAUCAAGCGCUAUGAUGAAACUAGCUCUCAUGAGGACCGCCACAGGAAAGGAAGACCCAGAGUUACCUCUGCUGCAGAGGAUAAGUUCGAUAGAGUUACCAGCCUCAGAAAUUGCAGCUCAAAUAAAUGCUUCACAGAGUUCAAGUAACAGACACAUCUCAACAUCAACUGCUCAGAGGAGACUGCGUGAAUCAGGCCUUCAUGGUCGAAUUGCUGCAAAGAAACACUACUAAAGGACACCAAUAAUAAGAAGAAACUUGCCUGGGCCAAGAAACACUAGCAAUGGACAUUAGACUGGUGGAAAUCUGUCCUUUGGUCUGAUGAGUCCAAAUUUGAGAUUUUUGGUUCCAACUGCCGUGUCUUUGUGAGACGCAGAGUAGGUGAACGGAUGAUCUCUGCAUGUGUGGUUCCCACCGUGAAGCAUGGAGGAGGAGAUGUGAUGGUGUGGGGGUGCUUUGCUGGUGACACUGUCAGUGAUUUAUUUAGAAUUCAAGGCACACUUAACCAGCAUUGCUACCACAGCAUUCUGCAGCGAUACGCCAUCCCAACCGGUUUGCGCUUAGUGAGACUAUCAUUUUUUUUUCAACAAGACAAUGACCCAACACACCUCCAGGCUGUGUAAGGGCUAUUUGACCAAAAAGGAGAGUGAUGGAGUGCUGCAUCAGAUGACCUGGCCUCCACAAUCACCCAACCUCAACCCAAUUGAGAUGGUUUGGGAUGAGUUGGAUCGCAGAGUGAAGGAAAAGCAGCCAACAAGUGCUCAGCAUAUCUGGGAACUCCUUCAAGACUGUUGGAAAAGCAUUCCUCAUGAACCUGGUUGAGAGAAUGCCAAGAGUGUGCAAAGUUGUCAUCAAGUCAAAGGGUGGCUACUUUGAAGAAUCUAAAAUCUAAAAUAUAUUUUGAUUUGCUUAACACUUUUUUGGUUACUACAUGAUUCCAUAUGUGUUAUUUACAUUACAUUUACAUUUUAGUCAUUUAGCAGACGCUCUUAUCCAGAGCAACUUACAGUUUAGUGAAUACACAUUUUUUUUUUAUACUGGCCCCCCGUGGGAAUCAACCCCACAACCCUGGCAUUGCAAACGCCAUGCUCUACCAACUGAGCUACAUCCCCUGCCGGCCAUUCCCUCCCCUACCCUAGACAACGCUGGGCCAAUUGUGCGCCGCCCCAUGGGUCUCCCGGUCGCGGCCGGCUACGACAGAGCCUGGAUUCGAACCAGGAUCUCUAGUGGCACAGCUAGCACUGCGAUGCAGUGCCUUAGACCACUGCGCCACUCGGGAGACUAUUUCAUAGUUUUGAUAUCUUCGCUAUUAUUCUACAAUGUAGAAAAUAGUAAAAAUAAAGAAAAACUCUUGAAUGAGUAGGUUUGCCCAAACUUUUGACUGGUACUGUACAUUACAUAAUAGUAUUCAGUAUUCAGACAUCACAUAAAUAAGAUUCAAAUUUGAUGGAUUUUCAUGUGUCUUUCAAGUGAUUCAGCAACCCAAAAUGAUUUCUAAUAUAUAAACAUAUAAAGACGACAUACUUCGGGGCUCAAUUUUAGGACAUUAGUUGACGGUAGGUUUACCGUCAGGUAAUAUUGAUGAUGUUAGAGAAGAAUAGACUGUCUGUAGUCUAUAUAGUCUUAGUGUACCUGUCUGUUUCUUCCUGCUGCAGCCCCCAGUAGCCAGGAAAGACCCCAGUGCUGUUAGCACUGCCCAGAUGCUGAGGGAGGCCGACACUAAGAUGGAGACACACACCAAUGGGUCGGGGGUCACCAGCAUCAACAUCAUGGACAUGUCCCAGCAGGUACACUACAUCAGUCUAUGGACUCACUUCUGUCCCUCUGGGUUUGAUGAUUUAGCCUUGUACAGUAGUCAAAUCUGUUUGUGCUCCAGCCAAGUCCUCUGCCAACAAACACAACUGAGGAGUUGUCUAAAGCACAAAACGAUCCACUACCAGAUCAGUGCUAUCAGUGUAGUGGGGUAAUAUUUAUCAUAUAUGCAUAUUACAGUGCCUUUCAAAAGUAUUCAUCCCCCUUGGCGUUUUCCCUAUUUUGUUGCAUUACAACCUGUAAUUGAAAUUGAUUUUUAUUUGGAUUUCAUGUAAUGGACAUACACAAAAUAGUCCAAAAUCGGUGAAGUGAAAUGAAAAAAAUAACUUGUUUCAAAAAAUUAUACUAAAUAAAUAACUGAAAAGUGGUGCGUGCAUAUGUACAUUUACAGCUUUUAGCAGACGCUAUUAUCCAGAGCGACUUACAGUUAGUGAGUGCAUACAUUUUUCAUACUGUAUUCACCCCCUUUGCCAUGAAGCCCCUAAAUAAGAUCUGGUGCAACCAAUUACCUUCAGAAGUCACAUAAUUAGUUAAAUAAAGUCCACCUGUAUGCAAUCUAAGUGUCACAUGAUCUCAGUAUAUAUAUAUACACCUGUUCUGAAUGGCCCCAGAGUCUGCAACACCACUAAGCAAGGGGCACCACCAAGCAAGCAGCACCAUGAAGACCAAGGAGCUCUCCAAACAGGUCAGGGACAAAGUUGUGGAGAAGUACAGAUCAGGUUUGGAUGAUAAAAAAAUACCAGAAACUUUGAACAUCCCACGGAGCACCAUUAAAUCCAUUAUUAAAAAAAUUGAAAGAAUAUGGCACCACAACAAACUUGCCAAGAGAGGGCCACCCACCAAAACUCACGGACCAGGCAAGGAGGGCAUUAAUCAGAGAGGCAACAAAGAGACCAAAGAUAACCCUAAAGGAGCUGCAAAGCUCCACAGCGGCGAUUGGAGUAUCUCAUUGCUUAAAGAAAAAAAUAAGCAAACACGUUUGGUGUUCCCCAAAAGGCAUGUGGGAGACUCCCCAAAUAUAUGGAAGAAGGUACUCUGGUCAGACGAUACUAAAAUUGAGCUUUUUGGCCAUCAAGGAAAAAGCUAUGUCUGGCGCAAACCCAAAACCUCUCAUCACCCCGAGAACAGGGCAGCAUCAUGCUGUGGGGAUGUUUUUCAUUGGCAGGGACUGGGAAACUGGUCAGAAUUGAAGGAAUGAUGGAUGGCGCUAAAUACAGGGAAAUUCUUGAGGGAAACCUGUUUCAGUCUUCCAGAGAUUUGAGACUGGGACGGAGGUUCACCUUCCAGCAGGACAAUGACCCUAAGCAUACUGCUAAAGCAACACUUGAGUGGUUUAAGGGGAAACAUUUAAAUAUCUUGGAAUGGCCUAGUCAAAGCCCAGACCUCAAUCCAAUUGAGAAUUUGUGGUAUGACUUAAAGAUUGCUGUACACCAGCGGAACUGUCAGAGUGGUGUGUGUGUGGAAUCAAACGCAGGAACCAGGAUGACGUUAAACACUUUAGUAAAUCCAAGAAAGGACAAAAUAGCCUCCCCAACCGGGUGGCGCACAAUUACGCACUGAAACACUGUGCGGAAAACAAGAAAGAAGCGCACGCAGAGCAAACUCUCGAAAAAUACAACCACGAGAGACUGAUACAGCUGACACAGGCUGACACAAAACAAUAACGCAUAACACCUGACCCAAACACAAGCAACUAAAUAGGGAAAACAAUUAAGACCCAAAUAAGGGACAGGUGUUAAGAACAGACAAAACCAAACGAACAUGAAACAUAGAACGGUGACAGCUAGUACUCCGGAGACGACGACCGCCGAAGCCUGCCCGAACAAGGAAGAGGAGCAGCCUCGGCCGAAACCGUGACAGUACCCCCCCCUUGACGCGCGGCUCCAGCCGUGCGCCGACCCGGAGCUCGGGGACGACCCGGACGACGCGGAGCAGGGCGCGCAGGAUGACCCCGAUGGAAAUCGGUCAGUAGGGACUGGUCUAAUACGUCCCUCCUUGGCACCCAGCACCGCUCCUCCGGGCCGUACCCCUCCCACUCCACGAGAUAUUGAAGACCCCCCAUCCGGCGUCUAGAGUCCAGGAUGGACCUCACGGUGUACGCCGGAGCCCCCUCGAUGUCCAACGGGGGCGGAGGAGUCUCCUCAAUCUCAAAGUCCUGGAGUGGACCAGCUACCACCGGCCUGAGGAGAGACACAUGGAACGAGGGGUUAAUAUUUUUGUAAUCAACAGGUAGUUCUAACCUAUAACUCACCUCGUUCAAUCUCCUCAGGACUUUAAAUGGCCCCACAAACCGCCGACCCAGCUUCCGGCAGGGCAGGCGGAGGGGCAGGUUUCUGGUUGAGAGCCAGACUCGAUCUCCAGGUGCGUACACUGGCCCCUCACUGCGGUGUAGGUCGGCGCUCGUCUUCUGUCGACGUAUGGCACGCUGCAGAUGGACGUGUGCAGCGUCCCACGUCUCCUCCGAGCGCCGCACCCACUCAUCCACAGCGGGGGCCUCGAUCUGGCUCUCAUGCCAUGGUGCCAGAACCGGCUGGUACCCUAACACACACUGAAAAGGGGUUAGUUGGGUGGAGGAGUGGCGAAGAGAGUUCUGUGCCAUCUCGGCCCAGGGCACAUAUCUCGCCCACUCCUCCGGCCGGCCCUGACAGUAUGACCUCAGAAACCUACCCACAUCCUGGUUGACACGUUCAACCUGCCCAUUACUCUCCGGGUGGUACCCCGAGGUAAGGCUUACCGAAACCCCCAACCGUUCCAUAAAUGCUCUCCACACUCUAGAGGUGAACUGGGGGCCUCGGUCAGACACUAUAUCCUCGGGUACCCCGUAAUGCCGGAAGACAUGGGUGAACAGAGCCUCAGCGGUCUGUAGGGCAGUGGGUAGACCCGGCAUGGGAAGGAGACGACAGGCCUUAGAGAACCGAUCCACAACGACCAGGAUGGUAGUAUUCCCCUGUGAGGGGGGAAGGUCGGUAACAAAAUCCACCGAGAGGUGGGACCAGGGUCGUUGUGGAAUAGGCAGGGGUUGUAACUUACCCCUGGGCAAAUGUCUGGGCGCCUUACACUGGGCACACACCGAACAGGAGGAGACAUAAAUCCUCACAUCCCUAGCUAACGUUGGCCACCAGUACUUCGUGCUAAGGCAGUGCACUGUCCGGCCGAUACCCGGAUGGCCAGAGGAGGGGGACGUAUGAGCCCAACAAAUGAGGCGAUCGCGUACCUCGAGCGGAACGUACGUCCGACCCACAGGACACUGUGGAGGACUCGGGUCGGUGCGUAACGCCCGCUCGAUCUCACCAUCAACCUCCCACACCACCGGAGCAACCAGACAAGACUCCGGUAGUAUGGGCGUGGACUCAACUGACCUCUCCUCUGCGUCAUACCGCCGAGACAGCGCAUCUGCCUUCCCGUUCUGGGACCCAGGGAUGUAUGUGAUCUUAAACACAAACCGGGCUAGGAACAUAGUCCAGCGAGCCUGGCGAGGAUUCAGUCUCCUAGCUGCCCGGAUGUACUCCAGGUUACGAUGGUCAGUUAGAAUGAGGAAAGGGUGUUGAGCCCCCUCGAGCCAAUGCCGCCACACCUUUAGGGCCUGUACCACGGCUAACAGCUCCCUGUCUCCUACGUCGUAAUUCCGUUCCGCCGGACUGAGCUUCUUAGAGUAGAACGCACAGGGACGGAGUUUAGGUGGAGUGCCAGAACGCUGGGAAAGAACGGCCCCUAUCCCGGCCUCUGACGCGUCCACCUCUACUUGGAACGGUAAAGAGGGAUCCGGAUGCGCCAACACCGGCGCCGAGGUAAACAGGUCCUUCAGUCUCCCAAAUGCCCUGUCCGCCUCAGCUGACCACCGCAAGCGCACCGGACCCCCCUUUAACAGAGACGUUAUGGGAGCUGCCACCUGUCCAAAACCCCGGAUAAACCUCCGGUAAUAAUUCGCAAAACCCAAGAACCGUUGCACCUCCUUCACAGUAGUUGGGGUCUGCCAAUUACGCACAGCUGUCACCCGGUCUACCUCCAUCUUCACCCCUGACGCAGAUAACUGGUAACCCAGAAAGGAGACCGACCUCUGGAAAAACAUACAUUUCUCUGCCUUGACAUAUAGGUCAUGCUCCAACAGCCUCCUCAAUACUCGGCGCACCAGGGCUACAUGCUCAGCACGGGUAGGACUAUACACCAGAAUGUCGUCGAUGUACACAACUACUCCCUGUCCCUGCAUGUCCCGGAAAAUCUCAUCGACGAAGGAUUGGAAGACUGAGGGAGCAUUCAUCAACCCAUAUGGCAUGACUAGAUACUCGUAGUGUCCGGAAGUCGUGCUAAACGCUGUCUUCCAUUCAUCGCCCUUUCGAAUGCGCACCAAGUUAUAUGCGCUCCUAAGAUCCAAUUUUGUAAAGAACUGCGCACCGUGUAGUGACUCCGUCAUAGUCGCAAUCAGAGGAAGUGGAUAGCUGUACUUCACUGUGAUCUGAUUGAGACCGCGGUAAUCAAUACACGGGCGCAGACCUCCAUCCUUUUUCUUCACAAAAAAGAAACUAGAGGAAGCGGGUGAAGUAGAGGCCCGUAUGUAUCCCUGUCUAAGAGACUCAAAUGUACGUCUCCAUAGCCUUUCUCUCCUCUUGAGACAAGGGAUACACAUGGCUCCGCGGGAGAGCUGCUCCUGACUGGAGAUCUAUCGCACAAUCCCCCUGUCUAUGAGGCGGCAGCUGCGCUGCCCUAGUCUUACUGAACACCAGUGCCAAGUCCUCAUACUCGGGGGGAAUCUGCAGUGCUGGCAUUAGAUUCGGACUCUCCACCGAGGUCGCCCCUAUGGAAACACCCAGACACCGCCCCUCACAUUGAGCAGACCACCCUUUAAGAGCUUUCUCUCGCCACCUAAUAAUAGGGUCAUGAGUCAUCAACCAGGGAAGACCCAGCACUACCGGAUACGCAGGAGAGUCAAUCAGAUAGAGCUGGAUUAUCUCCUCAUGCCCCUCCUGCGCCAUCAUCUGAAGGGGCGCUGUGACUUCCCUAAUCAACCCAGACCCUAACGGACGGCUAUCUAGGGCAUGAACGGGAAAAGGCUUAUCAACUGGAAGGAGGGGAAUCCCUAACUCUAUACAGAACUGGCGAUCUAUAAAAUUCCCAGCUGCGCCUGAAUCUACCAGCGCCUUAUGCUGGGAACGAGGUGCAACCUGUGGGAAACAAACAGGCAAGGUUAGGUGCACGACAGAAAGCUCUGGGUAAGCAGGGCGCCUACUCACCUGGGAGGUCCCCCCAAUGCGUGACCUGCCUUCUCCCUCACCAGAGGACCCACCCCAGCACCUAGCCGCGGUGUGCCCUCCACGGCCACAAUUAGUGCAAGGACCGGGUCCCCUCGGGCUCCUCCUCCUGCGUUCCCUAGCGCCAGCACCACCGAGCUCCAUAGGGCUUGGCUCGGAGGUGCUGGAGAGUGGAAUGGGCGAACCCCCCCCCUCCGGGGCGCCCACGGGUGGCGAGCAGGGUAUCCAGCCGGAUGGCCAUGUCGACAAGCUGGUCGAAAGUCAACGAUGUGUCCCUGCACGCCAACUCUCGCUGGACGUCCUCCCGGAGGCUGCAGCGAAAGUGGUCGAUAUGGGCCCGCUCAUUCCACCCUGCAUCGGCCGCUAGGGUCCGAAACUCCAAGGCAAAGUCCUGGGCGCUCCUCAUCCCCUGUCGGAGGUAGAAUAGACGCUCCCCCCGCCGCCUUCCCCUCUGGUGGAUGGUCGAACACAGCACGGAAGCGGCGGGAGAACUCCGCAUAGUUCGUAGUAGCGGCGUCCAUUCUCCUCCACUCGGCGUUGGCCCACUCCAACGCCUUGCCGGUGAGACAGGAGAUGAGGGCUGAGACGCUCUCGUGUCCCGAGGGCGCCGGGUGUACGGUGGCGAGGUAGAGCUCCACCUGUAGCAGGAACCCUUGACACCCGGCAGUGGAGCCGUCGUAUGCCCUCGGGAGCGAGAGCCGAAUCCCACUAGGUUCCGGAGACGAGGAAGGAGGGCUGGCCGAUGGAGCUGGUUCGGCUCGGGGUGGCGUGGGCACCCCGCUGGUCUCCCAUCGGUGUAGGGUAUUCAUAACACCUUCCAGCGCAUGGCAGACCUGGUUGAUGCGGUCCUCCUGACCCCGCAGACGUUCAUCCAUCGCAGCUGUUGGUGAGGUCGUUCCUGCUGAUUCCAUGGGAUGCGUUAUUCUGUCAGAGUGGUGUGUGUGUGGAAUCAAACGCAGGAACCAGGAUGACGUUAAACACUUUAGUAAAUCCAAGAAAGGACAAAAUAGCCUCCCCAACCGGGUGGCGCACAAUUACGCACUGAAACACUGUGCGGAAAACAAGAAAGAAGCGCACGCAGAGCAAACUCUCGAAAAAUACAACCACGAGAGACUGAUACAGCUGACACAGGCUGACACAAAACAAUAACGCAUAACACCUGACCCAAACACAAGCAACUAAAUAGGGAAAACAAUUAAGACCCAAAUAAGGGACAGGUGUUAAGAACAGACAAAACCAAACGAACAUGAAACAUAGAACGGUGACAGCUAGUACUCCGGAGACGACGACCGCCGAAGCCUGCCCGAACAAGGAAGAGGAGCAGCCUCGGCCGAAACCGUGACAGGAACCCAUCCAACUUGAAGGAGCUGGAGCAGUUUUGCCUUGAAGAAUGGCCAAAAAUCCCAGUGGCUAGAUGUGCCAAGCUUAUAGAGACAUACCCCAAGAGACUUGCAGCUGUAAUUGCUGCAAAAAUUGGCUCUACAAAGGAUUGACUUUGGGGGGGUGAAUAGUUAUGCACACGCACAUUUUCUGUUUUUUUGUCUUAUUUCUUGUUUGUUUCAACAACAACAAAAUAUUUAGCAUCUUCAAAGUGGUAGACAUGUUGUGUAAAUCAAAUGAUACAAACCCCCCAAAAAUCCAUUUUAAUUCCAGGUUGUAAGGCAACAAAAUAGGAAAAAUGCCAAGGGGAGUGAAUACUUUCGCAAGCCACUGUAUAUAUAACUCACAAGCGACACAUUAUAAGACUAUGCAAUUAGCCUAUUUAAAAUGUUUAUCUGACUCCAUAUAGAUAUGUUUGCAAUAUGCAAGAGACUACAGUUGAGUUACAAUAAUAGGCAAUCAAGAAAGGUCUGAGAGUGGAAUUCUUAAAUACAAGUGUAUUUAAUUAACAUUGUAAAAUGACUGAAAUCACAUACAAGGCAUACACUUAAGUUACAAAGCAUUAACAAGCAUUACAAGGCAUUAUUCUCAGCAUGAUCAGAAGGAGAGAGGGAGAGAAGUUGUAGCCUGAAAUGCCAUGCCCCAAGAGUCUAUGAGGUGGAGAGAGAAAGAAAGAAAGAAAGAGAGAGUGUAUCUCACCAGCGCAGGUCAGGAACAAAAGAGAAGGAGACAAUGAAUCGGAGACCCCUUUAUAACAUCUGAGUUUGGAUUAAAAAUUUGAGUUGUUGACCAAUAGCGUUACUGUAAAAGUGAACUUCCAAUCAGAUAUCAGACCUAAAGGAUGUUAUAAUAAUAAUAAUAUAAUAUGCCAUUUAGCAGACGCUUUUAUCCAAAGCGACUUACAGUCAUGCGUGCAUACAUUUUUGUGUAUGGGUGGUCCCGGGGAUCGAACCCACUACCUUGGCGUUACAAGCGCCGUGCUCUACCAGCUGAGCUACAGAGGACCACAUCACAACAGAACCUCUGCUACCCAGAGGUGUGACGAGGGGGUUGGUGAGAUAAUGCAGCAUUCCGAAGACAACACAAAGGAAAUUCUUGCAUACAGUUGAUAUGAGUCACUUUGGUACCAGUGCAGAUUAGUGUUACCUUUGCUAGUGCAUACUGAUGAUCAAAUGACAAAUGUAGCAGAGUGGCGCUAUAGUUUGACCAAAAGGUAUCUGAAAUUAUGUUAAGCAGGAAAUGGAAACAUUUGGUGAAUAAGACAAUAGUAAGACCAUUUAUAGGUUCAUUUUUACCCAAUCAAUUUAGUUUGAUAUUUUUGUAAACAGAGGGAAAUGUAAUUAGUCAUUUAAAGAGGAAGCAUAUAAUCCUAAUAUAAAUGAGACCUUUUCUGUUCAUAGCUCUGCUGUACUGCAGCUCUUGAUUAGACUGCCAUACUCUCACGACCACAAUGCAGCAGUUCAUUCUCAAUAUCAAAUCAUUUCUGGGUAACAAUUAAGUACCUUACUGUGAUUGUUUUAAAAUAAAAUGGUCCAAAAUAAACUAAAAUAGCUCCUUAGCAAAGGGCAAUUUCUCAAGCAAGAGUUUUGCUAGGACUGUCUGGGAGUGGUCUGAGUGGGGAGGGGAAAACUGAAAAUUAGCUGUUAUCUGCAGAAAGGGUUGGAAUUCUCUUCUUAUUGGUCUAUUAACUAAUGUACUCCAUGGAAGGCAACAACUCCAUCCCACCAAAACAGGCUGAAAUUUCAGGUGGUCUUUUCAAACAGCUCUUAAACUAAAAGGGCAUUAUCAUCAUUUUCACAAUUUCACAGUAUUAUUCCAACCUCAUAGUGUGGAAAUAUAUAUAAAACACAGGAAAUCAUGUUUUUGAAUGCAUUGGGACUUUAAUAACGUUGUUAUAGAGGGAUGAAAGUAUUGACAGGACAUUAAAGAGAAUUAUGAAAGCAUGCGGGAGUUCCAUUAAUCUCUAAAGGCAGAGCAUGGAGCUGUGCCGGUCCCACAGGUGCCUGAUUAAAAUUUAAUUAGUGCCUCUGGUGUGUCAUUCAUCUAAUGAUGAAGAUGAGCUGUGGCAGUGAUCUGGAGAGGGUGUCUUUGAAGUGGAAACUCAAGUCAGUGGUAGAUGUGUUGAGCAUAGAAAUUGAAUGACUAGAAUACACGGAGUGUACAAAACAUUAGGAACACAAUUUUUUUUUUUUUACAUUUUAGCAGACGCUCUUAUCCAGAGCGACUUACAGUUAGUGAGAGCAUACAUUUUUCAUACUGGCCCCCCGUGGGAAACGAACCCACAACCCUGGCGUUGCAAACACCAUGCUCUACCAACUGAGCUACACGGGGCCCUCAUUCCAUGACAUAGACUGACCAGGUGAUUGAUAUGAUCCCUUAUUGAUGUCACUUGUUAAAUCCACUUCAAUCACUGUAGAUGAAGGGGUGGAGAGAGGUUAAAGAAGGAUGUUUAAGCCUUGAGACAAUUGAGACAUUGAUUGUAUAUGUGUGCCAUUCAGAGGGUGAAUGGGCAAGACUAAAUAUUUAAGUGCCUUUGAAAGGGGUAUGGUAGUAGGUGCCAGGGGUACCGGUUUGUGUCAAGACCUGCAACGCUACUGCGCGCAACUCAAUAUUAGGAAGGUGUUCUUAAUGUUUUGUACACUGCGUGUGGUAGAUAGUUAAUAGAUAAUAGAUAACAAAUAGCAAUGACUAGGGUGUUGAGCCUCUUGGGCAGAGGUGCUCUUGAUUUGGAGUAAGCAACGAUAUAGUAGUGUUUGUGUGUGUGUGUCUGCAGCAAAUGGAGGCUGACGUCAACUGUAACGAGACAAAUGUCUCCAGCAGCACUGACGUGGCUCAGCCACCUGAGGGCGACCUGGUAUGUGUCAGACCCUCUCUUCACAACAGCAGAAAGGCUGGAAGACUAUGCUGCGCAAGCUCUGGCUGCAGUCUGAUUCUCUACCCUUCCCCCUGAACUGCACACUAAUUCACUCCCCCUGGUGGAUAUGAAAGGAACUGGAUUGGUGUAAAUAUGGUGCUCAUGGGGGAUAAGGGUAUAGAGAAUCGCUCGAAUCUGCCAUGACAGGUUUUGCAUGUGCAAAUAAUGGGCUGCAAGUUUAGAGAGUAUAUUUUGCCAGAUUCUGGCCAGAUUGUUUAGUUUUCUGCAUUAAUAUGUUAUUGCCUCACAAUAGCUCAGCUGGUAGAGCACGGCGCUUGUAACGCCAAGGUAGUGGGUUCGAUCCCCGGGACCACCCAUACACAAAAAUGUAUGCACGCAUGACUGUAAGUCGCUUUGGAUAAAAGCGUCUGCUAAAUGGCAUAUUAUUAUAUUAUUAUUUGCAUGUGCAUCCUUUUAAACGAGGCUUGUUAAAAUUAGACUUCUCCCCCCUUCUAAACUGUGCAGGUUUACAUGUUUACAGUAUGUCAUACUGCUACCACAUAAUUGGCUUGUGUUAUCUAUGGCACUUAAUAUUUCAAUAAACUCCUAUUUGUAUCACAGUGCCAACAAACAUGCUGUAUUGAUAAUUACAGGAGGAUCUGUUGGGUUGAACUUCACUAGUUGGGACAUUACCAUGUUGAUACCAUACUUCUGUAUCAAAUGGUUACGCUACGCUCCUGCUUGGCUGCCUAUUGGCUUAUAACUUGGUUUAUAAGUUCACCCUAAUACCUUGCUUCUGAUUCACUACAGUCAUGGUAGCUGUAUGCUAUAUGGUGAUCAGGUUUGAGGACUUCAUGUUCCCAUAUGGACACACUGCUUUCUCCCUGAGAAGCGCAGUGUGUCCAUAGUUUAAUAAGCAUGAACAUGAUGACUUCAUCCCUUCAUCCAAGUGAUGUUUUCUUUCCUCCCUCUCCUCAUUCCUCUCUUUUUCCCAGAACCAGAACCAGGGAGUUGGCAGUAGGAAGGAGAUUCCUCUCCCCAGUAUAGAAAAUGGCUCCCCUGUAAGUACAUAGUUCACCUUACCAUCCUCCACCCCCCUCCUCUCACUCAAUAGACUGACUAUGUUACUGUACUCUGACUCCAGACAUUUAGCCCUACUCUGUAGCUCUUGAUUAAUUGUAGCUGACGCAGUGAUAAGGUUCCCAUGAAACAAUGCUCUUGUUUGUUGUUGAAUUGAAGCAGUGUCUGUGAUUCACUGUAUGUUGUCAUGUAGAGAGAAGUGGUUAAAGAUGCAGUUGUAUUUUGGCUGGGCUAUAGCUAGAACCAGCAGCAUAGUGUGUGUGAGUGGGUGUGUGUUUCUCUGUGUUUGUUUGUGUUUGUGUGUGUGUGUGUUUGUGUGUGUGUUUGUGUGUGUUUGUCAUUGUGUGCAGGGUUUAAAUUGGGACUUUGGAGGUGGCAGAGCCAAGGUUAGGAUUAUGGCUAGGGACAUGAAGCUAAGGUUAAGGGUUAGGAAAGUGGCUAGGGUUAUGCUAACUGCUGUAAGUAUAAUGUAUUAUCGUUCUAGGGUGAGGGUUAGUACUUUUAUUCUACUUUCUAUCCUACUCCUAUAUGUAGCCUUAGAAAUAAGGUUUAUGAAAUCAAUAAUUUCACUGAUACUUGCCUUAUCCACCUUUUUGACCACAUCAAACAGUAAAUUGAGAAGGGGAACUAUACAGCUAUGGUCAUGUUAGACUUGCAGAAAGCCUUUGACACUGUGGACCAUGAUAUUCUCCGGAUGAAACUGAAAUGCAUGGGUCUAAAUGAUGUAGCAGUGAAUUGGUUUAGGUCUUAUCUGAUACAGUUUACAUAGAGGAGACCCUGAGUACGGAAUUGCAUUUUGUUAGAGAUUGGUUGAUUGACAACAAAUUGUUGCUAAAUUUUGGAAAAACUGAAUCGAUUUUGUUUGGAACAAAACGUAGAUGGCUUAGGGCUGACAAGAUAAAGGUAAACUGUGCAGACAAGUGUAACUUACCUUGGUGUGUCCCUAGAUCUAUCCCUUUCUGGAGACCUGAUUGCUGCUAAAAUUAUUUCUAAAAUGGCGAACAAAUUGAAAUGUAUAUAUCGUAACACUAGAUAUUUUAACAUCAAAGUUAAGAAACUGCUUGUCUCAACCUUGAUUCAGUGUCAUUUUGAUUAUGCCAGCUCUGCUUGGUAUAGUGGGCUAACAAGAAAGCUGAAAAAGAGAAUGCAGGUCAUGCAAAGUAAUGUUAUCAGGUAUAUGCUGAAUGUCCCCCCUAGUUCCGGGAGGUGGGCUUGUUGCCUUUGGAGUCCAGAGUGGACCAACUUAAACUUAAUCAUAUGUUUGACAUCUUAAAUGAUCGUGCCCCAGGUUAUAUGAAAAACCACACUGAUAUGGUCUAUAACCAACACAGUUACAAUACCAGAGCUAGUGUUAUGUAUUGUAAAAUCCCAAGAGUAAACAGUGCUGCGAGGAGCACGUUUUCCUAUGCAGGCAUUUGUCUAUGGAAUAGCCUCCCUUUGGAGAUCAAGCAAAGAAAAAGUAGAAAUAGCUUUAAAAAGCAGGCAAAGGUUUUCAUUUGGACAAGGUUGCACCAGGUGCUAACAGUCAGUAUCUAAAUAAUAUGUGUGAAAUGCUUGACAGUGUAUGUGUUGUAAACAGAGAGGUCUACUUUCUUGGGGACCUGAAUAUUGACUGGUUUUCAUCAAGCUGUCCGCUCAAGAAGAAGCUUCUCACUGUAACCAGUGCCUGUAAUCUGGUUCAGGUUAUUAAUCAAUCUACCAGGGUGUUAACAAACACUUCAGAAAUAAGAUCACCCACAUGUAUAGAAAUUUGUUCUAAAGCUCUAUCCCAUUGUAUGAAGUGAUUACAAUAUAGUGGCUAUAUCCAGGAAAGCCAAAGUUCCAAAAGCUCGGCCUAAAAUAGUGUGUAGAGAUCAUACAAAAUAUUUUGCUGUGACUCUUAUGUGGAUGAUGUUAAAAAUAUUUGUUGGUCUGAUGUGAUUAAUAAGGAGCAUCCAGACGCUGCACUUGAUGAAUUUAUAAAAUUGCUUCUGUUAAGAAACUGACUGUUAGAACUGUUAAGGCUCCAUUGAUUGAUGAGAAAUUGAACAACUGUAUGGUUGAAAGAGAUGGGGCAAAAUGAGUGGCUAAUAAGUCUGGCUGCACAUCUGACUGGCUGACUUACUGCAAAUUGAGAAAUUAUGUGACAAAAAAAAUACAAAUAAAAUAAAACUGUAUUAUGAAGCCAAGAUCAAUGAUAUAAAGAAUGAUGGAAAAAAAACUUUGGAGUACUUUAAAUGAAAUUAUUGGCAGAAAGACAAUUUCAACUCAGUCUUUCAUCGACUCAGAUGGCUUAUUCAUCACAAAACCAUUUGAUGUUUCCAAUAAUUGUAAUGAUUACUUCAUUGGCAGAGUGGGCAAACGUAGGCAGGAAAUGCCAUCGUACUCAUGCAUAAAAAAACAAAUAAUGAAAGAAAAACAUUUUGUAAAGUUAGUGUGGGAGAGGUGGGAAAAUUAUUGUUAUCGAUCAAUAAUGACAAACCUCCUGGCAUUGACAACUUACAUGGAAUGCUACUGAGGAUGGUAGCUGACUCUAUAGCCACUCCUAUCUGUCAUAUCUUUAAUCUGAGCCAAAAGGAAAGUCUUUGUCCUCAGGCCUGGAGGGAAGCCAAAGUCAUUCCGCUUCCCAAGAGUGGUAAAGCGGCCUUUAUUGGUUCUAAAAGCAGACCUAUCAGCUUGAUGCCUGCUCUUAGCAAACUGUUGGAAAACAUGGUGUUUGACUAAAUACAAUGCUAUUUCUCUAUAAACAAAUUAACAACAGACUUUCAGCAUGCUUAUAGAGAAGGGCACUCAACGUGUACUGCACUGACACAAAUGACUGAUGAUUGGUUGAAAGAAAUUGAUAAUAAGAAGAUUGUGGGAGCUGUACUGUUAGAUUUCAGUGCAGCCUUCGAUAUUAUUGACCAUAACCUGUUGUUGAGAAAACGUAUGUGUUAUGGCUUUUCAACCUCUGCCAUAUCGUGGAUUCAGAGCUAUCUAUCUAAUAUAACUCAGAGGGUUGUCUUUAAUGGAAGCUUGUCUAAUGUCAAACAUGUAAAGUGUGGUGUACUGCAGGGCAGCUCUCUAGGCCCUCUACUGUUUUCUAUUUUUACCAAUGACCUGCCACUGGCAUUAAACAAAGCAUGUUUGUCCAUGUAUGCUGAUGAUUCAACCAUAUACGCAUCAGAAACCACAGCUAAUGAAGUCACUGAAACCCUUAACAAAUAGCUGCAGUCAGUUUUAGAAUGGGUGGCCUGUAAUAAACUGGUCCUGAACAUCUCUAAAACUAAGAGCAUUGUAUUUGGUACAAAUAAUUCCCUAAAUUAUAGACCUCAGCUGAAUCUGGUAAUAAAUGGUGUGGCUGUUGAACAAGUUGAGGAGACUACAUUACUUGGUGUCACCUUAGAUUGUAAACUGUCAUGGUCAAAACACAUAGAUUCAAUGAUUUUAAAGAGGGGGAGAGGUCUGUCCAUAAUAAAGAGAUGCUCUGCUUUUUUGACACCACACUCCACACUCUCUCUUGGCUAAGAGUUGAGGAAAGACUGAGUGCGUCACUUCUUGUUUUUAUAAGAAACAAUGUGUUGGAAAUUCCAAAUAGUUUGCAUAGUCAACUUACACACAGCACUGACACACACACUUACCCCACCAGACACGCCACCAGGGGUCUUUUCACAGUCCCCAUGUCCAGAACAAAUUCAAAGAAACGUACAGUAUUAUACAGAGCCAUGAGUGCAUGGAACUCCCUUCCAUCUUAUAUAGCGCAAGUGAACGGCAAACCUGGUUUCAAAAAACAAAUAAAGCAACACCUCACAGCACAACGCCCAUGUGACCUACAGUACUUGUUGUGUGUAUGUACUAACUGAUAGAUGCACACACAUACACAUUACAUGUUAAUGUUUUUAAAUGUGUGUAAAUUGUAAAGUUUUUUGUCGUUUUCGUUAUGUGUCGGACCCGAGUAAGACUAGAUGUUGCCAUUGGCGUCGGCUAAUGGGGAUCCUAAUAAAUUAAAUAGAAAAUCCUUGUUGGACCCAUAAGGUGCUGGAGCUCAGCUCCAUCUGGCUCUCUUUGACCCUUGCUCUAGGUAGCUCCGGCUCAAUCUAACCACUGGUUGUGUGUGUGUAUGCCUGUGUGUGUGUGUUCGUGUGUGUGUGUUUGUAGCUGCUGUGCUGAUAAUGUAAGUGACCCUUCAUUCUCCUAAUGACCGUGCUGCAGGUGAAGGCAGGCACCCUGGGGAGAGAGGCUGUAGUGUCCCCACUGACUGUCACCGCCGACAAUGUCACCUCAGCAACCACAACUCAAGUUACCAAGGUAACCCCUCGUGCCUCUUCUGCGCCCUUUAAAAAGAGAGACUACUUGAUGCUGCUUGGGUGUUGGGUCUUGACACUUCCUCUUCACUUAAUAUACAGGACGUAAUAUACAUUAUAGAGCUAUGAAAGGUCACAAUCAUUAUCUGAUCUGUAGAUUGAUGUUGAAUGUGUGUGUUGUGUUUCAGACAGUGAAAGGUGGCUACUCCGAGACCAGGAUUGAGAAAAGGAUCAUCAUCACAGGAGAUGAUGACGUGGACCAACAUCAGGUGAGGAACAACAGUCACAGCCGUUACUAAGUUAUAAGUACUGUAAUAGUACAUUUUAUUUGUAUGGCGUCUGUCAUGACACUCAAAGACACUAAUAUUGUAGAUUGAUUGCAAAUGAAUAGUGGCCAUUAAUGUGAACUGUGACCUUUAUCACACAGGCCCUUGCCAUGGCGAUACAGGAGGCCAAGCAGCAACACCCCGACAUGCUGGUGACAAAAGCAGUGGUUGUCAGGGAAACAGAGUCGCCCACUGAGGAGCAACAUAGGAAAUCUGAGGUAUGUGGAGCUGCAAUGUAA